GUUGAGCUGCAUUACCCGGAAGUGAAGGGGUGAGGAAAGUAGUUGGCAGCUGUGCAAGCUACAGAACUGACGCGUGAGUUGAUCCCAGGGCCUCUCCCAUUAAACACCCAGAGUAUUUAACACAUAACAAGGCUGAAUACAAACUAUCUAUUGCAUUCUAAAUUGGAACCUCCAAAAAUCUUAUUUUAUUCACUUGGGAAUGCUUGACAGAUUUCCUUGUUGUCAGCCUGCCUCCCACACAUACUUGGGACACACACAAACACCUAGAAUACCUGCCUUAACAUACAAUAAAACUACAAUGGGUGACUCUUUAAAUGACAAAUGUCUCUGAAAUAGAUUUCCCAUGAAGACCAGCCAGCCUCUAAAGAUAGCUGUCAUCAAUUUUCACUUUUUUAUUUUAAUUUUAAUAGUUGAAUAUAUAUGUUAUUUUUAAGUAAUGAUAUAUUUUGGUUUUAAGUGAUAUAAAUUGAUUAUUUCUCCCCCGCCCCCCAACCAUUUAAUUAUUUUUUUUUUUUAGGACCAGAUUCUAAUGUUAUCCAGGCAGCCCUGUCAGUAUGCGUCUGCCUGCUCUCUCUACCCUACAAUACCCUCAGCAUUUACCUGCCUCCAUCCCCUCCCAGGGCUUAGCUCAAUUUACAUAUGUUUAACAGUUUGCUUACAUUAGGAGAGGCACUAGGACAUGCAAUGUACCAUAAACAAUACAGCAAACUAGUAGUAGUUAUGGUGCAUGGCGUGUUCGUUUAAUCUAACAUUUUGACAGUGGUUGAUCUUUCUAUUCCUGACUGCUCUUCCUUUUUAUCAUUAGACUAUUAGUAGAUUCUUUAUAAUGUAGACAAAUAAUUGCUAAAUCAUUACUUGUUCAACCUCGAUACUUCUAAUUUAGGUGCAUAAUGUACUUAUGCAGAUGACACUCGCCUGGGGUUAAUUCGUAUAUCUCAUCAUUCGGUAAUCUAUUUUGAGCACUUUCAAAUUUCUUUGCUUUGGAUAGUUGUAACACAGCCAGUAAAUGUUCACUGCCCACUUGACUGUUCUAAUCGGCCAUGUACUGUUCCGUGUGUGUUUAUAUGUUUAUUGAUUAUACAUUUAUAUUUCUUAUCCUCUAAAUAUCUAUUGGAGGAUUUGAUUCGUGUUGAUUUGUCACAAAUUCAUAAACUGGAAAAGAAAUGGCUAUUAAUUUAAAUACUGUACUAAUAGGGUUGUGCACAAAGCUUAAAGAAUGCCUCUAGUCUGGUUUCCCUUUUUCUUUUUAAAGAGCUUUUUGCUUUUGCUAGCAAAUGUAUAGAUUGUGGCAUUGACUGACCUGAGAAAGCAGAAUAUAAUUAUCCCAGAAGGUGUUUACUCUCACAAGCUUAUUAACUGCAGUGCAUGCGCUUCAGUUGCUAUGGAACCUCCCUAGACAAGAGAUACACUGAGACAAAGUAGGGACUAGUUUGUCCCUGUAUAUUUCAUCUAUCUGACACUUAUUGACAGUGGGCGGAGCUGCUGCCGUGAAGAAGUUUCAAUCCCCCAGCUGUUACCAGGUGCAGGAAAAUAGGUUAUAUCUAUGGAGAAUGUUGCGGUCUUCAUAGACCUCAAUGCUUUACUAUUGCGAACUGAAGAGGACAGCAGGGGUGAUAUGGGUUUGGCAAGAAUACAUAAGAUUUAGAGAGGGCAAAGUUAUAUUGGGGAGAUGUGAGGAAAUUCUAAGAGAAAGCUGAUGACACUGUGGGAGUGUGUGGAAUCUAUCGCCUACCAGGGAUCACUUACCUUCCCUUCUCUCUUUUGACAACAUUCACUGACUGUAUCUUAUUUGGUGCAUGUGUCAUUCAGUUUUAAAGACUACACUCCUAGGAUGCUCAACCACCCUUUAAUCUGAUACAGUGCUCGUCAAGGCACACCUUACAGUCCAGGAUUUGGAAGUUAACUGGGUGUAUCUAAAGUGUUUCAAAUAAAUAAACACUUUAGACACACCCUGGUAAUCCCCAAAUCCUGGACUGUUAGGUGUGCCUUGAUGUGACAGUCGAGGAGCACUGUGGCCUGGUAAAUAUUGACCACUAUAAAAAAUGAGGUUUGCUAAAGUUAGCCAUUCUCUUGUGACUGCGGUUAAGCUUCUCUUGCUUUUUUAGCACAAUGGGAGAUAUGGUCCACAGACAUCAUUACUUUUUACUACAUUUCCCAUAAUGCUGUGUCAACCAUUAAAGGAAUAUUUUAUGGCAGUGCUCGACAAAUCCCAUGCACCAGGUCGCCAUGGCGACCCGGAAGUUUGUCCUGGCACCUGGGAUUUGUGAGCCUGUUCAGCCCUCAAGGUGACCGGCUGCCUUUGAGCAGAGACAGGCAGUCGGAUCACAGAGGGCUUAGGAAGGCUGUUGACUGAUGCAGGCGGCCGGCUCAUUGACAAGUAAGGGAGGGAGACCGGAUCACAGAGAGCUGUGAGAGGGAGGCAGGCGGCUGACAGAGGGAGCGGGACGGCCGGCUCAUUUAUUGCUCAGGGAGGGAGAGGGGCGGCCAGCCUGUGCAAAGCGGAGGGGGCAGCCAGGUAAUGGAGAGCGUGGCGGGGGGGCGGCGGACAGAUUACUUAAUGCUGCGGCGAGAGAGCUGUAAUUUCCCUACUCACCUUCCUCACGUGGCUUGCAGGGAUGACAGGUGACGUCAUAACCCGGCAUCCCUGCAAGCCGCACGAGGAAGGUGAGUAGGGAAACUACAGCUCUCUCGCCGCGGCAUUAAGUAAUCUGUCACUGCCCACUGUUACUGCCAUAUAAUCUCAGCGCUGAUGAGGCGGAAUGUUGCGUGUGGAUUAUAUGAAUUAGGCUGUCCUCAUCAGACCUCCAUUCUCUACAAGCCGAUUUCACUUCAACGCGUUUCGCCAGCUGUACUGGGCUUUUUCCAGACUUCCUUUUUUUGUAACCUUUCAAGGUACAAUCUGCAGUGAGCUAGAAUAUAUCUACGGAAUUCUGCUGAAAGACAAAGAUUAACCCCCUAAAGACUUUUGGACUCUUAAACAAGUUUUGAACUUAAUUCUGUGUUUAAUCCAAUUUAUUGUGAUAGAGCUCAGUAUAGAUAUACUACUAAUUCACAAAAAUAAGUUGUACAUUUUCACAUUUAAACUGAUUGCCUAUGUAAGGCUAUCACAGAUAGCGCUGACUCUUAUUUUUUUUAUUUAUAUUUAGGUAAAGAUUUUUAAGGAACUUUAUUUUGUGUAUAGCUGCUUUACUAUAUUUUAUUACCGUAAAGGAAUUUUAACCUAUUUUAGUUGCGGUCUCCUGUGGCUGUCCGGCGUCGCGGUCGAUGACCUUUGGUCCGGAUGGGCUUUUGGUGUGAGUGGUGGAGGCUUGGGUUGUCGCUGCGCCCGGGAUAGGCCCGUGCCGCUCUGAUUGCCCGCAUCCCUCCGCGAUUCUGUCUGAUGUAGAGGGCAGCCUGAAGCUCCAGUUGUUCCCAGAAGCAGCGGAAAAGGGUGUCUAGCCGCUCGUGUAAGGGCGGAGAGGGCAUUUGUGUGAGGGCCUGUCCAACAUCCUCCAUUUUGUAAAUGUGAUGUGGAUUUCAGGGGAUUUCUGGGGCCCACGGCUGAUUAUGGGCCAGGUCGAUGUGGACCGGGAUAACCCCCACCGGGGGAACGCGGGCAUUGCGUGUCGUCAGCCAGGUAUGGAGGUGGCGGGAUAGCGGCCGUCUCCCCCGCGCUGUCCGCGAGUGUAGGCCACAUGGUGGAGCCGAGCGGGUUUCGGUGAAGUGUCCACAUAUUUGGUAUCUCGUGUUUAGUCACGGAGUCCGGGAUCGAGUGGGAGCCUGUGGGUAGCUGGACUCUGCUUGUAUCCAUGUGAGUGUCGAUUUAGAAAGUCAUGUACCCCGGGAGCUCUAGUUGCUUGCAACCGCUCGGCUCGGCAAUCAGGCCCUGCCCCCUCGAUUUGACACUGUCGCACAUAGAAGGCUUAUCAAUAAACUGCAAUAUUUAAGUUUGGAUUCCAAUAUUGUUGAAUGGGUAAGGCAGUGGCUGAGUGACAGGCAACAGAGGGUUGUAGUCAAUGGAGUAUAUUCAAAGCAAGGUCUAGUUACCAGUGGGGUAUCUCAGGGAUCUAUACUUGGACCCAAUCUCUUUAAUAUUUUUUAUUAGUGAUAUUGCAGAAGGUCUUGAUGGUAAGGUAUGUCUUUUUGCUGAUGAUACUAAGAUAUGUAACAGGGUUGAUGUUCCAGGAGGGAUAAGCCAAAUGGCAAGUGAUUUAGAAAACUAGAACAAUGGUCAGAGCUGUAGCAGCUGACAUUUACGUGCAAGAUAAUGCAUCUUGGACGUAAAAACCCAAAUGUAAAGUACAGAAUAUUUGAUAGAGUCCUAACCUAAACAUCUGAGGAAAGGGAUUUAGGGGUGAUUAUUUCUGAUGACUUAAAGGUAGACAAACAGUGUAAUAGAGCAGCAGGGAAUGCUCGCAGAAUGGUUGGUUGUAUAGGGAGAGGUAUUGGCAGUAGAAAGAUGGAAGUGCUCAUGCCAUUGUACAGAACACUGGUGAGACCUCACUUGGAGUAUUGUACGCAGUACUGGAGACCAUAUCUCCAGAGGGAUAUUGAUACUUUAGAGAGAGUUCAGAAAAGGGCUACUAAACUGGUUCAUCAAGUGCAAGAUAAAACUUACAAGGAAAGCUUAAAGGGACACUAUAGUCACCUAAACAACUUUAGCUCAAUGAAGCAGUUAUUGUGUGUAGAUCAUGACUCUCAGGUUUCACUGCUCAAUUCUCUGCCAUUUAGGAGUUAAAACACUUUGUUUCUGUUUAUGCAGCCCUUGAAACACCUAAAUUAAUAGAAACAUUUAAAUACAUAAAGGGAAUCAACACCGUAAAGGAGGAGACUAUAUUUAAAAGAAGAAAAACUACCACAACAAGAGGACAUAGUCUUAAAUUAGAGGGACAAAGGUUUAAAAAAUACUAUCAGGAAGUAUUACUUGACUGAGAGGGUAGUGGAUGCAUGGACUAGCCUUCCAGCUGAAGUGGUAGAGCUUAACACAGUGAGGGAGUUUAAGCAUUUGUGGGAUAGGCAUAAGGCUAUCCUCGCUAUAAGAUAAGGCCAGCGACUAAUGAGAGUAUUUAGAAAAAUGGUCAGACUAGAUGGGUUGAAUGAUUCUUAUCUGCCGUGACAUUCUAUGUUUCUAAUUUAGCUGUGGGGGGCCAAACCACUAAAGAGUGGAUUGUUAGGAAUAGGAUACAUUUUAGAUAGAAACAAAAGAAUGAGAACUCUGAGAAUGGACAAGAGCUUAUCCCUGCUCAGGUCUCAGAAUAGUUUUUGCUCACUUGUGCCAUUACAGAGAUAACAUAUCUGAAGCAUAUGAGACUGGUCCCACCCAGCCAGGCAGUCCAGAACCGAAAUGCUGAGAUGCAGCAACCCCAGACGAUCGUUUCGGCCUUCUUUGAGCCUCGUCAGUGAGGUGUAGCUGUUACCCCUCUAGGCACAGUGAACAUGGGGCUCAUGUCUGGAUUACCCUUUUAUCUUGGGGUAGAGCAGAGUUAAUGCUUUGCAACAAAAACAAAGAAUCUGAGAAUGGACAAAAGCUUACAGAAACUCUGUAGCUUGCCCUACUUAAAUCCCCGCUUAGGUCUCAGAAUAGUUUUUGCUCACUUGUUUCAUUACAGAGUGAACAUAUUCCAAAGCGUAUCAGACUGAUAAGAAGGAAGAAGCGAUCGUCUGGGGUUGUUGUAUCUUUCGUGCAGCAGUGAACUUGCUGGCAUUUUGGUUCUAGAAUGCCCUUAAAGGACCACUAUAGUGCCAGGAAAACAUACUCGUUUUCCUGGCACUAUAGUGCCCUGAGGGUGCCCCCACCCUCAGGGACCUCCUCCCGCCCGGCUCUGGAAGGGGGAAAGGGGUUAAAACUUACCUUUUUCCAGCGCUGGGCGGGAGCUCUCCUCCUCCGAUCCUCCUCUUCUCCUCCCCGUCGGCUGAAUGCGCACGCGCAGCAAGAGCUGCGCGCGCAUUCAGCCGGUCACAUAGGAAAGCAUUCAUAAUGUUUUCCUAUGGACGCUGGCGUGCUCUCACUGUGAAAAUCACAGUGAGAAGCACGCAAGCGCCUCUAGUGGCUGUCAAUGAGACAGCCACUAGAGGAAAUAGGGGAAGGCUUAACCCAUUCACAAACAUAGCAGUUUCUCUGAAACUAUGUUAAUGAAAAAAUGGGUUAACCCUAGAAGGACCUGGCACCCAGACCACUUCAUUAAGCUGAAGUGGUCUGGGUGCCUAGAGUGGUCCUUUAAGGAUGGGGUCAGUCUGCUGUGCCAAUGCAGAGAGAUCAUAUUCCGUAGCAUAAACAAAAACUCUGAGCGGGGAUAUAUUUUUUUAUUGUACAGAAUAUAACUGUAAAGCCUGCUGUGCCACAACGACAGAGGCGGUCGUAUGUCAAAGAUAAGAUACAGGUAUAUGGCAGUCAGAUUCUGGCGCUUUUUGUAGAAUUAGAAGAACAUUGUGUCCAUGGUUAUAGACCUCUAUAUGUCAUGUAUAAAAAGUACUGUAGACACAUAAGUAUGUGAACUUACAAGAGGAGGUCUCAGUGAGGAUUUACCGAAGGCCAAGCUACUGAGUUUCUCUAAGCUUUUGUCUGUUCUCAGUUUUCAUAUACUUUGGUUUAAAUGUUAGAGUUAGCACUUGAUGUGAUUACAAAUAGCGCCAAAGUAUAGAGUUACAGUGUCAAAUAGCUCAGCUGGGACGCAAACAAAGAGGCAUGUCUCCAGAUUGGCCCAACUAACUCAACAGUAAUCUGUAAUGGUCUACCUGUAGGGAAUUGCUGCACUUGGUAGAUACAGUACAAUAUAAAUCUCGAGUCUUUGAUUUAGUAGAACAUAUAAUUAAUAAGAAGGCACGCUGUGUCUUUAAAGGACCACUAUAGGCACCCAGACCAUUUCAGCUCAAUGAAGUGGUCUGGGUGCCAUGUCCAACUAGGAUUAACCUGUGGGUUAAUCCAGCCUCUAGUGGGUGUCUCACUGACAGCCGCUAGAGGCCGCUUCCACAAUUCUCACUGUGAAAAUCACAGUGAGAAGACGCUGACGUCUAUAGGAAAGCAUUAAAUGGGAUCGGAAUGUGACGCGCAAGGGUGGGGGAGCGCAGAGCAGACACAUCACACCUCCCUAUAAUAUAAUAUUACACACAUAAAUCACCCACAACAUUAAAACUACUGACAGGUGAAGUGAAUAACGUUAAUUAUAUUGUUACAUUGGUACUUGACAAAGGGUGGGAUAUAUUAAGCAGCAAGUGAACAGUCAAUUCUUGAAUUUCAUGUUUUGAAAGGAGGAAAAAUGUGCAAGCGAAAAUAUCUGAGUGACUUUGACAAAGACCAAAUAGUGAAGGCUAGACAACUGGGUCAGAGCAUCUCCAAAACAACAAGUAUAGUGGGAUGUUCCUAGCAUGCAGUGCUUAGUACUUGCCAAAAGUGGUACAAGGAAGGACAACAGACAAUCAAGCCUUUAACUUUGUCAUAAACUUAUUUAAUUUAUACAAUAAGACUUCCUAUUGUGAUGUCCAUGGAGUUAAAUGGUGAAGUGAAUGUGCUGUAGAUGAAGAUAAGAUUAUAAACAUCAGAGAUUUAAAACCUACUUUUUCAUAUUGCCAAAAGGCAGUAACACAAAGUAAUAUACAGGCUUGGCGUGCAAGAACUUGAAUCCCUGCACAGAGCUCCGACAUCAACUAUUCAAAUUGUAUGAUGAAUACCAUUGCAGUACACGUGAAAUAUUGUCUUUUAGUCAUCAUUGCCACGGUAAUUUGAUAUUAAACGAUGAAAGUUCCAGUGUGGUAUGAAAUACAUUCAAUGCUUCUAAAUAACAAUUGUUCAGUUAAGUUCUUUGAAGAGUCGUAAUGCAUGAAUUAUGUUCUCUAUGCACAAAGACUUCAAUAUCAACAAAAAUCCUUUCUUAUUGUUAACAAUACACACAGUUUUAUAUUUUAGAGUAAUUCAUGCGUGACAGUCACAGAUUUAAAAAGAACAGCCUUGCUAAAUUUCACUAAAUGACUCUGGGUGCAGCCACUGAGUUCCCCAGCCUGUGCUCUAUCUUAUUGUGCACCGAGACUGGAGGCGGUCGCCAGCGAAGUGGUCUCAGAGAGACCAUCUGGUUGGCGCAGUAUGGCUUCUCCACCCAAAAUAAGUUUCUCUCGUGUCCCACUUUUGGUAACACCAGGGAAAUAUCUCCUAUAAGCAUGGCCUGUGCAUCAUUAAAGGGAUACUAUAGUCACCAGAACUGCAGCUUAAUGUAGUUGUUCAGGUGUCUACUGCCCUACUUCAGAGAAAAAGCAGUAUUUACAUUACUGCCUAGGAACACCUCUAGUGACAACUUAGACAAUCACUAGAGGUACUUCCUGGGUUAGUGCUGCCCAGUGCACAGCACUAACGUUCAGCAUUUUGCCACACAUGCACUAUAGAUUGGCUGGCUGAAAUCGUCAAAUUUGGCCAUGUAGGUGAACCGGAGGUGGGGCCAGCCGUGAGGUGAACCGCAGGCCAAUGGAAAACACGUGAGUAAAUCCUCUUUUUAACAGGGUUAAAGGGGGGCCUUGGACCUAAACCGUUAUUUUAAACCUAAAGUGUCAGUCAUACAUGUUUGCAUCCUGACACUAUAGUGUUCCUUUAAGCUUGUUCAUAUUAAACAGACUGACUCAGGGCAUUUUGCCCGUGCAACAUUGAUUCAGCUCUGCUCAUGGACUGGCUAUAACACACAUCUGACUGGCAUGUCCACUUUAGGAGAGAUUUGCACUACCUUGUCUCCAGUGACACUAACUGCAUCACGAGCAUACCUUUAAUUGCACUCACACAAUCUCCCACAUUCAGUAGCAUGUGAACUCUGUAAUAAAUUAGUGUAAUGAACUAAUUUGUUUACUUUUUUUUAAAAAGUAUUAAUAGCUCUAUAGUAUGAUAAAAUCUCCAACUCCAUACUUCAAAAUCGUCUGCUUGUGGGGGGCAUGGCCAGCUGAGCAGACGUCUAUAAACGGCGCUCUGAUGCGACCCCCACAAUAAAUUGACUCAAGCGACACAAAUAUCCAGUCUGAGAAUAAACUACUUGCAGCCCCCAGCAGAUGACACAAUAGCAAGAAUAGAAAGCAACACUGCCCAGAAAACCUUUGUUUACCGGACAUCAAAAAAUCAGUGGAAGAGAGGAAGACAGCCAGAGACGGCCAGCUACAGGAAGCACAGAGCCAAAUCGAAAGGGCUUACCCUGCAGGUACACCAACUAAACCGUGCAGUGGCUACACUGGAGGCCUGCCAUAGACGCCGGAACAGAGGCUGUGGGAGGAGAGGCGCUGCUGCCCUUCGUCCGGGGACUGACCACCUCUAUGGGCAUCAGGGGGUGCAAUGAUCCCCUGCAGAUAAUAUCUGUGUUCCGGAUAAACAGCCGAGAGACGUGGCAGUGAGAACCCCAAUUCUGAAUCGCUUCAGGAUUUUGGGGACAGUCACCUAUGGCAGCUGCAAUGUAUCUAUAUAUGGAGACCUGCCAUUCUCGGUACUGAUUAAGAGGAGGCAGCUAGCCCCCAUCGCCAGGAGCCUGAGACAACAGUCUGUCAAGUACAGAUGGGGAAAAGAGGGUACACUAAUGAUCCCCCAUGGCGAGAAGACACUUAUGCUGUCAUCCACUGAAGACCUGGCAGCGUUUUUGCAAAGACUGGGCCUGCAAACCACACUGCCUACCAGAACCCUGGCUGGGGGAAAAAUUUAGAAAGACGAGGCUCUAAAGGGGACAACCCGCAACUACCUGCUGACUGACUCACCCCGGGCAGCUGCUAACCAGCAGUGACUUCUGCCAGGCAGCAAGGAUUUGCAGUAAGAUCCAAGGCAUUGCUAUCAGUUGAUAGCCAUACUUGGCCUUUCAGAAGCGAGACAGUGAUGCACUCUGGCACAAUCUUUAUUUCAUGCUUUUACAUAGGCACCUAUAUUUUGUUAUUCAAGCCCCAGUCCGUUUAAUAAUCGUCUAAGAUGUAUAUUGUAUGUACCAACUUUAAUAAAACAAAUAAAUAAUACAAAUACAAGCAGAUGAUUUGUUUUAUUUAUUUGCCUCUACUUUAUCCCAGGUGUUUUGUGUUCUCUGCUUGAAAAGCAGGAAGACUGAGAUCUCUGAAACAUGUAGUGUGUAGAAUAAAUGACAUAGAAUCUAAUUUGCAAGACAAAUUUCCCCAGUACUGAACACCCUUCCUGCUUAAUGUACUAGCCUUUCUUUGUAUAAAACCCAGUAUUGGAUUUCUACCCUGUGGAACUUUAUUUAGAUUUUCUGCAAAGCUAAGAUAUAUUGUGGUCUUUUUUCCUGCAGAUUGUUAGAAUUUGGUGAAAGAUGAGUCUCCAGUGGACCGCCGUGGCAACCUUUCUUUACGUUGAGGUGUUUCUUGUUUUGCUGCUGUGUAUUCCUUUCAUUUCACCAACAAGGUAUUUUUCUUUGUGCACUAUAUUCAACUGCGUGCAUGGGUCCUUUACAGUAAAUGUAAUGUUUUAAAAUAUAUAUAUUUAAAAAUGUUUUAGGACAGAGGUGCCCAAAAGGUAGAUCCUCAGAUGUUGUAGAACUAAAACUGCCAUGAUGCUUUUCGUGCAUUUAGAAUGACAGAGUAUCAUGGAAGCUGUAGUUUUUAAACAUCUGGGGAUCUACAUUUUGGCCACCUCUGUAUUAGGGGUUUAAGUGUGAUGUAAUGUAUCCAUAGCAAUGGUACUUUGUGUUUUAGGGUUUUUAUUUUUUAUUUUUUUUUGUGCAUUCGAAAGCUCCCUGUGGCACCUGCAACCAACAGCUUACAUGUUAAACCAAAUUCACUGCUCGGGCGUUGACUGUCUUUAACCUCAUCCAGCCCCGGUAUUGCGGCGAUGCCCAUGCAAUACAAUUUGCUGUCUCACAGUUUAGUGGGAUCGAAUGUAGGCAAGCAAAUCAUGCACUGCAACUGCCCAUUGAUAAUGUGGUGUCAGCACUUAUGUAAAAAUAAAUCAGCAGAACCCGUCAAAUGCCUUACAGGUUUCAUGUUUAGAAAUAUUUAAUUAUAGGGAUUGGCACGGCUCUGCUAACUCACCCACGCUGCCAUGUGACUGCUUGGGCUGAACAUUUUCUCUGUGCGUUUGAUACUUGUGAGCAAACCUCGGUACGACAUUGAAUUGUAAACACCAAAUCAUGCGAAAUUCGGUGCGCAAUAACUGCAAGAAUUAUUGCUCAGUUUGUGUAAAUAUUUCUAUUUGUAGAGAGAGAGAGAAAAGGUGUUACAAUAUAUAUUGAAUUGCUUUUCGCAAAUUUUCGCUUAUUUAAAAAAAAAAUUAAAAAAAAUUACAAGCAUUUUGUUUAGUUUUUUGUUAAUUUGUGUUAGAAGCCAUGUUGGGUGAGAUUCUGUUUUCAUAUGACCAGCUCCUAUGCAAGCUAACUUGCCCGCUUCUCCAGUUUCACAGCACCAGGCAGAUUACAACAGAGUCUGACCCAGCAUGGCUGCUCAGCCUGAUUUAAAAGAUAACAUUUUUUUUUUUAAAUAAAAAUGCAUUAUCUAAAAAUAUUAAGUUUUCUAAAAUGAAAAGCUUUUCAAGAGCAAGAAGUGAAACUUGAAUGACCGUUAUCCUUCAAGGGGUUACUCCAACCACCAUGAUAACUUCUGAUUUUUAAAGUGGUCACGGUGAUAGGAGUCUGAAUGUGCAGCGUUUUAUCUUGAAACACUUCACAAUCAGUGUAAUUGCCAACUGUGUGUGAUGGGGGCUAGUUGCACCACCCACACAUUAGUUAGGCAGCGUGGAACUCUGCUCAGGACAGGCUAAUCUAAAUUUUGUGCAUAUUUUUACGUUUGUCAUCAAUGUGCCCUGCACGCUGCCGACAGACAUAAGGGAAACUCUUGCCUCCUCUCCCUCCAUUCAACUCUGAAAGCAGCCUUCUCUCAUUCCUAUCCACUCAACUGUUUUUUUUUUUUUUUCCCCUCCGCUCUCCUUACUACUUCCUCCCUCCCUCUCUUUUCUCCUCCCUUUGCUGGCUCAGAGUGUAUGCACGUGCUCUUAUCCCGGUAAAUUGUUCAAUCAAAGGCGGCUCUAUGAGAAGCCUUUGACUGGACCUCGACGCGGAUCCCAUGGUGUCUGUCGGGGGCGUGCUGUGCAGCGCUGGGAGCUUCGCCCACUGCUGUAUAGAGGAAAGUAGAACCUUAUUUAAAAACUCUUUUUGAGUGUUUAUUUUGUGUGGGGACCUAAAGAAUAAUACCAAUAGGGCGUUUUCUAAUUGAAGAUAAAAACAAAAAGGUUUAAGAAAUUCCUAAAUUAAAUGCCGGCAGCGUAUUUGCAGAAAUAUGUUGCUGGACACUUUCUUAGUUUCUCAUUUUUUAAAGUUGCGCAAGCAGGAUCAUUUCUAACAUUGGGCGUGUAAGACAGAUGUUUUGAACAGUUUUCUCUCAGCGGUGACAUAAUCUAGGAUAAAGGUUGUAUGAGCCCAGACUAAUGCAACACUGCAAGAGUCAAAGGGAAAAAAAUCUUGCACAAUUAAUAUAUUGGAAUGUGUCAUGAGAAGGACAAGGACUCGAGUCAGCAAAAUGAGAUGAGGGAUUAACUCUAUUGAAAACGUUUUCAUUUUUUACUUUAACAAUUUAGUAGAUAUAUCCCAAAGAAAAUAUGCAUGUAUCUUUUUCCUUCAUGUUUUCUUCAGGGGUAUAGACCUCAGCCUUUUCCCGUUCUCAUUGAGAAGCCUCUGCCUUUGCAGUGAGCACAUGGGUUGGUAAUUGCAGCUUUCCUACGCUUCUCAAUAAGCUGUAGUACAUCUCAUUAAGAAUCUCUGUCUGAGUGGGAGCCAGGCAAAUAUUUUUGCCCCCAAUUAUUAAAUUGCAGAUUUUUAUAAACCGUCACAAAUAUGACAGUUUAUGUGUGCACAGAAUAGUUCUUUAACCCCUUAAGGACACAACUUCUGGAAUAAAAAGGAAUCAUGAUGGAAUAUUUCCGUCAUGUCCUUAAGGGGUUAAAAGACCAGUAAAGGCACCCAGAUCACUUCAUUUCAUUGCAAGUGGUCUGGUUUCAGUGGCCUUUUUUGUUUUAAUGCAAAGUAAAGCAUUACAAUAUUGUAGAAAGUGGAGCGUUUCCGCUGCAGGGUUAAACACACCUCUAAUGGCUGACUUCCUGACAGGCGCUAGAAGCGCUUCCCCUUUAGCACCCGAGUCAGACUCUGUUCUAAAUCAAAAGCUGCUCUUAGAGAGUAUUUGAUUGGUGCUGUGAUUUGCCUGACCUACGCACUAAUCUUGGAUUGGCUAAAAUCAUGAAUCUUGAUGUUCUUAACCUGGGAAGGCGGAGUGGCCACGCCGAGUCCAGCACAACAAGGGAGUAAAGUUAAGUAAACUCACCUUUCAAACCCCUUUUGGGGGAAGGGGGACACACCUAAAUAAGUAGGGGAACUCUAUAAUGUUAAGAAUACAUCUUUGCAUUCUAGACUCCAUGGUGUUCCUUCAAGUGUGAAGGAACAGAUACAUCUUUACUGGCUGCAAUAGGCUUCCCGAGUUAGGUGCAAGAGGUAAAUGAUUCAUGCAUAAAAGUGAUAUCACCUUUUUAUCGUAACAAUCUUUGUAUCUGUCAAGCUCUUUGGGUUGUGAAAUCAGUGUGGGAUGUGAGCAUGGUUUUAUAGAGGAGAUAGAGAACUAAAUGUGAAGAUGGUGUGGAGUUUUUAUAAAAAGAAAGUAUAAGAGAGUGUAGGGAUGGUCUAUUUGGCUACAUCCGAAGUGCCAAUUUAAAGCUGCAGAACUGCUACUAUACAAUUUAAAGGGGCAGCAAGAGUCUUUUAAAAUCCAAAUUGCUAAAAUAAUCUUUAACAGGCAAUAUCUUCCAGGGGCCAUAGUCUUAAAGGGGCAUUGUUCACAAAAGUCACAAUGUUCCCACAGACGAUUCUUAAAGGGCCAGACACAGUUCAAUAAAAGUCCAUAAGCCCAAACGCUGGUUUAAAAGGGUACAAUCUCCCAGGGGCCAUAGUCGCAGGGGAGGAGGCUGGCAAGCAAGCCUCUCCAGGACCAAGUGGCGAAGGGCACUUCGUCACAACAUUUUACUAACAUUAAUUUCUGUCCAUAACAGUAGUAGUAGCAAGGAGUAGGCAUUUGGGAGUUGGUAUUUAGAAAAACGUGAGGGAUAAAUAAAGCCAUUGGAGAUGGGGCAUAAUGUAGAGAAAAACAGGUGGAGGAAGUUACUUUUAGUUGAGAGUUUGUGACAGAUGAGAAAAGGUUACACUGCGACAUUUGUAGCUAUAUAGGGAUUGAUCAUAUCUAGAUAUGCCAGUGAGCUAGAUCAUUAGAUGAUGGAUCAAAUAUGCAACAACUUUGCAAGCCUCGUGGGGUCUUUAGUUCUAUUCUGGGCUGAGUCAAGUUGAAUAUUCAUGUUUCUGAUAUUGGUAAUCAAUUUCAUUAAAGGACCACUAACCAUCUCAAUAAAGUGGUCUGAGUUUUGACCCAGCAAUGGUACAGAAAUGCUAGUGACUGUCGAAGGCACGAGAGGGGGCAGCUGCCACAAGGUGCCUGUCUGAUUAGGUACCCUGGUUCUUAAGCCAGUGCCGUCCUGAGAGAGUUGCUCAUUUGCACCCAAUAGGAUAGUAGACCAUAUACUGAGCCCACUGGAAUACCAGUGAACAAACUUUUAUUCUUAUUACUGUUAUAAUUAUAAAAUAAAAAAAAUUCUCUGCCAGGAACCUGCAAUCUGUCAGGGGCAUGGAACUAGUCUGGGGGACAGAAAUAAUGGACUUGCCCCCAGACAUCUCAUGACCUCGCUAUGCCUAUGGUGGCUAUCUUCUGGCUAGCCACUAGAGACGCUUCCAUUGUGAGAACAGAUUCAAACUCCGUUCUUGCAGCUAACUUCUAUUCCACUGGAGGAGCACAGUGCUGCAUGCCCAUUUUUUUGUCCCCAAUGCAAUGAAAGAAGGGUCGGCAUGCUGCACAUACGGCUAUUGCCAAAGUGGAACAUCUGCAUUAGGAAUAUCAAAUAUCGACAUUUAAAUCUAUUCAUUGGCUAAGUGGGUCAGUUGACUUGAACUGGGGACAGCGCCUGCAGCUUAAUGACACUAUAACUACUACAGUGCCAUGUAGCGAUUAUGGUGCCUAGUCCUUUAUAUCAGACCACUAGUAGUAGUCACAUAAUAUUCAGAAUGGUACAUGUGCAUGUCUGUUUUGUCAACCUCUAUUGACUGGUAGUAUAAGCAAUUUACUAUAGUAUCACCCAUACAUUAAAGCAUUGGGAAUAAAAAACUUUGUCUCUUUCCCUAUGUAUAUUCAGUUUCCCUGGUUUGCCUGAAAAAUAAAGAAAAUGUAUUUAUUUACCCUUUCAAGCUCUGAGGCUUCUUCUGCGCCCCCUAGCUCUCCGCUCCCUGCGAUGUCAUAGAGGAGGCAUGGCCUAGUCUAUGAUGGUCCAACCCAAUGCUCCUCAUAAGAGACAUGAUGGACAUGAUGCGCAUGCAUGGCGUUGAAUCUAUGGAGGCUUCUACGUCUAAUGACCAAGUUUUACUCUGUCAGUAUAACAGACACUAGAGGUGAACUUAACCCUGCAAUGUCAACAUUGGAGUUUCUAAAUAAAUCUGCAUUGUUUAUAUUGCAGGAUUUAAAGGACAAAGCCACUGCAUCCUUACCACUUCAUUAAGAUUAAGUGGAUUGGUUGCUUUUAGUGCUCUUUUAAAGCGGUUCUAUCACUUUUUUAAAUUGUAUUUUUUCUUUAUAUAAACUAGGGGGGUUUGUGAGCCAGUACCCUCCGAGGCAGUCGGCUACACAUUCUGUAUGCUGACGGCGAGGGAGCUGUGAUCUCCUUGCUCUGCUUCCUUGCGACCUGCAUAGUGAUGCCGGACCCGGAAUAUGACGUCACUCUGGCCCGACUUCACUCCGACCCCGACGUCACUAAGCGACAAUGUAUACUUUUUUCUGAAAAGGCUGUGUUUACUUCGAAAAGCAUGCAUGUACCGGCUAUACACACCAGAACCACUACACUAAAGGAUCACUAUAGAGUCAGGAACACAAACAUGUAUUCCUGACCCUGUUGUGUUAAAACCACCAUCUAGCCCUCCUGGGCCCCUCAUGCCUUCAUAAAUAUAGCAAAAUCUUACUGUAUUCAAGCCUGAAGCUUUAGAUCUGCAGUCUACUGACAUCAUCAGAAGUGGUGGCCUGAUGCAAUCACAGUGCUUCCCCAUAGGAUUGGCUGAGACUGACAAGGAGGCAGAUCACGGGAAGAGCCAGCAUGAUUCAAACACAGCCCUGGCCAAUCAGCAUCUCCUCAUAGAGAUUAAUUUAAUCACUGAAUCUCUAUGAGGAAAGUUCAGUGUCUGCAUGCAGAGGGAGGAGACACUGAAUGUUUGGAUGCAUUUUAGGCUGCCAUGACCCAGGAAGGAUCUCUAACAGCCAUCUAAAGGAGUGGCCAGUGAAGUUAUCACUAGGCUGUAAUGUAAACACUGCAUUUUCUCUGAAAAGACCGUGCUUACAGCAAAAGGCCUGAAGGUAAUGGUUCUACUCACCAGAACAAAUUCAAUAAGCUGUAGUUGUUCUGGUGACUAUAGUGUCCCUUUAAGCUGUAGUGGUCCUAAUGACUAUAGUGUCUCUUUAAGAAUUUUAUUUUUUUGUCGUUGAAAAUAAAACUUUGUAAGUUUAAAAAACCUGGCUCCUUACUUUUUUAGCUUUCUCCAUGAUUUAAAGCAAGUUUGUCAAGCCAUGAUAUAAACAUUUUGGUUGGGGCUGGGGUUAACAAAGUGAUCCCUGAACUUGGAGCCAAUAGACCAACAUAGUGAUGGAGCCACUUUAAGGUUUAUUAUCUAGAUCAGCACUUCUCUGUCAGCAUUCACAGUUGAAUUCAUCUUACUUUUCAAUGUCUGCCGCCUAACUUAGGUCUCUUCCAAAAUACUUAUGUACCAAUUAUGUAGGUUAUAUUAUUAUUUACUACGUUUGUGUGCCAUCUCCAAGGUAUUGGUGGAAAAUAACCCUCUGUCUUACAGUUUAUGAAAUCUGUUACUGCCUCUUGAAAGCGGUGGAGCUUGUUCAGUAGACACAGAAUAUAAAGGUAACACUUGGUGACCUUUCUCAAAGCACCUUGCUGCUGAUCUUGCAGAAGGGUUUGCCAUGCUACACAUCCACCGAUAUUUGGAUUGUUAGCGAUGACUGUGUCUUGAUCAAAAUGUUCAGUUUUAGUUGUAUGGCAUUUGUAAAACCUGAUGUGUGAUGAAUGGAAUUUCUUUGGUAGGAUGGGAUCAUUAGCCAAAAUUAUCCACUUUCAUUUCAAGGGGUUGGUUUUCUCUUUUAUUCUUUUUUUUUUUUUUUUUUUUUUUUUUUUUUUUUUUUUUAUGUGUUGUCUCAGUGGAUUUUUUUGCCUUAAAUAACCUCCUAUAUCCACAUGCAGGCUUCCUAUGAGAUAUGUUCACAUAAUAUUUGGAGGAACUAAGGAGCAAUCAUCCUCAGAUGGCAAGAUAAUAAAUGCUGCUUCUAUCUAUUUCCCUACACAGGUGGCAAAAGAUCUUCAAAUCUCGCCUGGUACAGUUAGUAGUGGCAUAUGGGAAUACGUUCUUUGUGGUCCUGAUAGUCAUCCUCGUUCUUUUACUAUUGGGUAAGUAUGUAAAAAAAAAUAUAUAUUUUUAAUUUGUAUUUGAGAUUGUUUGUUUGUUUUUUAAUCCUGGUCAUAAAAAUAUUAAUUAAAUUAGUUAUCCAUAUUCUGCGUUCCUGGAUUUAUUUUGUUUUAUUAUGUUUAUAUAUUUUUCAUUUUUUUGCAUUUUGAUUAAUAAAAGUACAGUGACAUUAAAACAUUCUUCUGACAAGGAACAGACACAGCAUUCUAUGUCUCUUUUCCCAUAAUCCUCUGGCAUAAUAUGAAUAACAGCUACUUUUUAUGUGCUGCAUUCAAAAGGCUCUUAUCUCAAACAUGACAGAUCCGCUUUAAUGCAGCUUAUUAGCAGAACAAGGCCAAAAGCUUGUAUUACACAUUCUCCUGUAAAAUACAACAAUCUCUUCUGGCUCACACAGGACUGAUUAAAAUCUCCAUGUUGGAAUGGACAGUGCAUUUUGAGAGCUCUGCUUGGCUCAGAUUAAAUUAUUCUGAACUCUUAAACCUAAAAAUCAUUACAGGACUUGAAACCCAAAAAGCACCAGCUGUGUAGGAAUGCUGUUAAGCACAGUACAUUUAAUCAUUCUGAGUGCUGUGUGCUAUUGUUAUAAUGGGCUGAAAUGUGAAAAUCCUCUUCCCCUUACUUGUGAUAGAGCUGUGCUCAACAUUUUAAAGGAAUGCUAUAGGGUCAGUAACAUGUAUUCCUGACCCUAUAGUUUUAAAAUCCCCAUUUGCCACCCCCACCUAAAUAUAGUAAAAUCUCACUUGUAUUCAAGUCUGCAGCUGCUGCCUCUGCCCCUGUCUGCUGACACUUACCGUAUAUACUAGUGUAUAAGUCGAGAAAUUUUAGUCUUAAACUUCAUUUUAAAAUACAGAGUUGACUAAUCCACGGGUCAGUGCUAGUUUCAAUAGAAUUUUGUACAGCGUUUGGGAGUCGAAUGUGGGGCAAAGUCGACUCCCGAACGCCAUUCUCCUAGCUGGUCGGAAGUCGAACAGGCAGAGGUACAAGUUUCAGCAGAGUUCGCGGGCUUGUGUAGCCGACUCAGAGAUCCAUGCCGUUGAUGACCAUGUACCGCUGCCUGCGUUCGGGAGACAACACUUGCAUUUGUAUAUACGAAUACGUAUUCUCGACUUAUCCAUGAGUCAUAGCAUAUUUCACAGUUGUUGGUCAAAAAACUGCACUCGACUUAUACACGAGAUCUACUUAUAGACGAGUAUAUACGGUAAGAAGUGGUGGUCUGAGCCAAUCAAGGAGGCAGAUCAGGGGCAGAGCCAGCAUAAGUCAUGCAGCCUGACUAAUUGGCAUCUCCUCAUAGAAAUUAAUUGAAUCAACGCAUCUCUAUGAGGAAAGUUUAGUGUCUCCAUGCAGAGGGUGGAGACACUGAAUGGCAGUCACACUGUGCAGCACUGCCCCAGGAAGCACCUCUAGCAGCCAUCUGAGGAGUGGCCACUGGGCUGUAAUGUAAAUACUGCAUUUUCUCUGAAAAGACAGUGUUUACAGCAAAAAGCCUGAAGGGAAUGAUUAUACUCAGCAGAACUAAUACAAUAAGCUGUAGUUGUUAGAGUGACUAUUGUGUCCCUUUAAGUCCUGUGCUACCAGUCAGACUUCAAAUAUACUUGCCACUAUACAAAUCCUAAUACUACUUGACACCUGGAAAUAGGCAGGGCAACCACAUGCAAUGUACCGAUCCUUUUAUUUGGCCUUUGAUUUAAAUGUUAUUCACAGUGAGGUUUUGGGAUCAGUACAUUAACACACAUUUAUUUUGAAAAUGUUCCUGUUCAUCUACUGUAUAACGAAGAGAGAAACUUUCCUGUGAUCUCUCUUCUUUAUAUACGUCAACCAAAUCUCAGAGGUACUACAGGCUCUACCAAGCUUUGUCUUAUCUGGCCGAUAUCCGCCUUGUAGCCACUGUUAAGGUGCGGCAUUUAAAUACAGACGAAGAUCCUCAGAGUGUGGAGGGUCCAUGACCUAUGUGCCAGGACUGGAUUUCCAUUCAGCACUGUCCACAGUGGACGGGUGGAAUUUUUUGAGCCCUGGUACAGGAGCAAAGAAAAAUGGAUAUAGCCUUGCUGUUAUUGAAAGCUGCCAUGCUUUCGUUUUGACUCUUUAUUUUCGCUUUGGUGAAUGUCCUGUUCCACUUUCCGUUUUAGAUGCUCUACGUGAAAUCCAGAAGUAUGGAGUCGGUGAGCAAGUGGAUCUCAAGAAUAAUCCAGUUGCUGUCGAGCACAUCCACAUGAAACUGUUUCGAGCUCAGCGCAAUCUGUACAUUGCAGGGUUUUCCCUGCUGCUGUCCUUGUAAGUAACAGAAUGAUUGACUUGCCGAAAACACUCCAUGAUGGAAUUUAACCACUGUUCAAAUCAAUAUACAUGUUACUGGGGAUAUCCUCUACAUAAGGCUUUUAUGUAUGUCCUAUUCAUGUAGCUUUUUUGUCAGUAUAUAACUUAUAACACAUGAUUGAUCCUUUUUUUCCCCCCAUUCUUGUUUAUAAUUAGAAAGUAGUGAAUUGCCAGGAAGGAAUUUUCUUGAAAUUUUAUGGUGGCCUCUAAGUGCAUGUGUUUAUUUUGUAUAUAUGAAUUUUUGGGUAUGGGGAGUACUCCUAGGUGACAUUCAUUAAGAAUACAUAAAUCUUUUACUAGUGUUUACCUAGUUACUUAACGUCUUGCUAGUUUCCAAAGAUGUCCUGAAAUCUAGGUUUUAUUAACCAACUUUGUGGAUCUCAUUUAUCAAUCCCAGAAGAACUAAUGGCUGACUGUACUCAUUGACUAAUAUACUAGACUUGAAUGAGUAAACCACAGACUAAGAAUUCUGUCUGUUUCUUUCCUUGCCAUUGUCUAGAUUUUAAUUGUCUGUACUGUUUAUUGUACUGUAGCAGUUUAUUUUCUUCUAAUGGUUGUUUGAAUGUGAAUGGCUUUGAAUAGUAAUAAAAAUCCCUUUUCUGGAUAUUCUGUCUGCACAUGGGGGCAGUAUUUUUGCUUUUUUUUGUUUUGUUUAUCUAAGUAGUCAUUUAUGCUAUGCUGCAUAUUGAUAUAUACACUACUUUUUUGACCACUCCUUUCUUUUGAUCUUCUUAAUCUUUCUAUGCUAAACUUUGUUCUCUCUUCUGCCAAAAUGAUAUUUGGUAUUUAAAAAUAAAAUAAAAAGGGAACAUACAUUUAAUUGAUUGAUGUUCAUCAGUUGAGGUGCGCACCAUACUAGAGAUGAGGAAGGAACCUGGCUUUUCUUGACCUCUAGCAACUUUCAGAUGAUGUCCAUUCUGAACUCUCGACCAUCCUUACCUUCUCCUGUCCCUUACUUGCUAUCUCCUUGUAUAACGCUACCCUCACCUCUGCCCUGGACGCUGCAGCCCCAGCCUCAAACAUGCACCUCAAGGAGGGUAUGCCGCCAACAGUGUCACACUAAAUCGCCACCCUUAUAUGUGAGAUGCUCCUGUUCAGCUGAACGAUGUUGGAGGAAGUCUUGCAUCUUGUCAGACCUUCUCCAUUACAAAUUCAUCUUGCGUUCAUACAGUGCAGUCCCAGGCGUCUUUGAUAUCUUCAGCUCUCUCCAUCGCCCUGCUGCGGCCACCCACCAAAAUAAUCUUUCAGCCGAUAGCUUUGCUUUUUACUGACAAGAUAAAACGGUUAAAGGGCCACUAUAGUGACAGGAAAACAAACUUGUUUUCCUGGCACUGUAGGGUCUUUAGAUCCCGCUCUGCUGAAGGGGUUAAACACUUAUCUUUCUCCAGCGCCAGGCUCCCUCAGCGCUGGGCAAAUCCCCUCCCUCUUCCGACGUGAGCGCUGAAUGCAAGAGCCGCGCACGCAUUCAAUCAGUCCAUAGGAAAGCAUUUCUCAAUGCUUUUCUAUGGACAUCACUAGAGGCUGGAUUAACCCUAAUGUUAACCCUAGAUGGACCUGGCACCCAGACCACUUCAUUGAGCUGAAGUGGUCUGGGUGCCUAUAGCGGUCCUCCUUUUCGCCUCUCUCUCAACUGUACUUGGACCGUACCUUCCGUACCCUUCAGACCUCUCCUCGGCUACUGAACAGGAGGUGGUUGUGCUUCUCCUUUCCUCUUGCCUCAACUGCUCACUUUUUCUGGUGUUGUCCCUGCUCCCCUUAAACAUGCUACUGUUGUACCCAUCCUAAAAAAAGCAAUUUCUUGACUAGUCUUCUCCUUCCAACUAUUGUUCUAUAUCCCUGCUCUCUUUUUUUUAUCAAACCUUCUAGAAAGACUUGUCUUUACCCAUUUAAUUUGUUUGCUCAAUUACAACUCUCUCCUCGAUCCUUUUCAGUAUGGCUUUUGCCCACUUCACUCUGAGACUGCUCUGAUUAAAGUUACAAAUGAUCUAAUCACCGCUAAAUCCAAAGGCCACUACUAGAUACUAAUUUUGCUUGGCCUCUCUGCCGCAUCUGACACUGUUGAUCAUGUCCUCCUUCUCCAGGCUCUUCAAUCCCUUGUUGUCUGUAACUAUGUCCUUUUGUGGUUUUCCUCCUAUCUCUCCCAAAUCUCUCAUUUGGUGUCUCCUUUUCCAAUGACACCUCCUACCCUCGUCCUGGCUCUCUUUAUACUGCCUCUCUUGGCAAACUCAUUAAUUCCUUUGGAUUCCGCUACCAUCUGUACACUGACAUCCAGAUAUAUUUGUCCUCCCCUGAUCACUCCCCUGCUGUCCUAGAACGUGUUACUGAUUGCCUUUCUUCCAUCUCUGACUGGAUGUCCUCUCAAAAACUCAAUCCCUCUAAAACGAAGCUGCUUCUUUUUCCUCUUAAUAAGGAUUCUCCUCUUUCACACUCUGUGCAAGUUUAUGGUACCUGCAUCAGCCUGUUUUUGCAAGCUCACUGUAUUGGUGUUCUCUUUGAGCCUCCUAUUUUGUCUGUUGCUAAAAGCUCUCUAUUCCAAUUUAAAAUAUUGCCUUCAUCUGCCUUUCUUAAGCAAGAUGCUGCCAAGGAGCUUGUUCAUGCUCUAGCAAUUUCUCGCAUGGAUUUCUGUAAUUCUCCCGUAAUUGGUCUCCCCAGAAGCCGUCCUGCCAGUCUAUAAUCUGUAAUGUAUGCCGCCACUAGUCUGCCCUUUCUCUCCCAUUGUUCAUCUCACACCUUGCCCCUCUGUUUAUCUUUGCAUUGGUUUCCUGUAUCUUAUUGGAGUCAAAUCCAAAUACGAACUCUUACCCAUAAAGCUUGAAAGGGACAGCUUAAUGUAGUUGUUCUGGUGAGUAUAAUAGUUCCCUUCAGGCUUUUUUCAUGCAAACACUGCCUUUUCAAAGAAAAGGCAGUGUUUACAUUGCCUCUAGGGACACUUCCAAAUGGCCACUCCUUAGAUGGCCACUGGAGGGGCUUCCUGGCUCAGGGCUGCCGAAAAAGCAGCCCUGAUGUUCAGCGUCCUCACCCUCUGCAUGGAGAUGCUGAAUUUUCCUCAUAGAGAUGCAUUGAUUCAAUGCAUCUCUAUGAGAAAGUCCUGAUUGGCCAAAACAGCAUUUGGCCCUGCCUGUCACGUAUUCAUCUGCUUAUAGAAAAGUGGUUAAUGACAUUUACUGUCCACACAGGAAAAGUUGUGCCGAGCAGCAACCUAAUCCACAGAAGGGUUAAUGCUGAGCAGCAAUUAUGCAAAUGAAACCUGGUAACUGACUUUGGGGUCAAAGGCCGGUUACAGCCUAUCAGAACUAAAGGAGGGGUAUUUAGGCCCAGUUCUCAGCCUGCUCAGUGCCCUGUCGUGGUUUCCCUUGUGGUUGUCCGAGAGCGCGUUCCUGUUUAGUUUUCUACCUGGUUUUUGACUUUGGCUUUGUUUAUUGACUUCUCUAUAUUCUGGUAUCCUGACUCCUGGCUUUCCUCAUCGCUGUGUCCCUUUCUGUGUUCCCUGACCUCGGCUAGUAUUUUUGACUAUUCUUUGUACGUUAAACCCAGCCAUUCUAAGGACCGGUAAUACGUUACUUAUUUGUCAUCCGUGCUGUACAGUUCUACGUGCUGGAUCAAACAGUAAUCCUGACACUGCCCUCGUGCCUUUGAUUGUCAAAAGGGGGGUAGAGCCAGUGCCAGCGGAGCCAGCGCCGGCUGUCCCGCGCAGCACUGGAAAGAAGGUGAGUUUUAAACUUUUAUAAGGGGGCUCAACACUAUAGAGUCAGGAAUACAUAUUUGUGUUCCUGACCCUAUAGUGUUCCUUUAAACAAUUCUAGCCUUUUCUAUUUCUUUACUGAUUCGUGGUAUGCCUCUUCUCGGUCUCUCCACUCUGCCGGGGACCUUCUCCUGUCCGCUGCUCGCACCCUUACUUCUAAUUUGGGCUUGCAGGACUUCUCGCGAAUGGCUCCUUUCCUUUGCCUGCCUGCCCACCUCCAUCAGACUCUCCCGUAGUCUUCAAUCAUUUAAGAAGUCCCUCAAAACCCAUCUUUUCAGAAAAGCUUAUGGCCUUCCAGCGUGACUUCUGUUUUAAAAACAUGUCACUUGCUCUCUCCUAAAGGGCCACACUCCACUUUCACCUCCAGUUCUGCUACUUUCCCACCUUGUUUGUUUGCGGUCUCGCUCAAUACUCUUCCUGUUGUGUUUUACACCCCACCUCCUGUAGACUGUAAACUCGUUUGAGCAGGGACCUCAUUCACCUCUUUUUCCUGUAACAUUUUGUAAUGGUCUCAUUGUUCAAUUUCCCCUUUUAUAAUAUUGUAAAGCACUGCAGAAUAAAUUGCCGCUAUAUAAAUACCAUUUAUGUAUCAUUUUAUUUUUGAAACAACCCGAUAUCUGCUGAGUUGGGCAGAACCGAGCAGUUUUCUCUUGUUUUCUCAUGUAGGUUGUUAAAUGUUAAUGGCUGUGACCAUUUAGACUUGCUUGAUAAACGCCACUUAUUUCUCUUUCACAAAAGCUCAUAUUUGCAUAUAUACAAUACAUUUAUGUUUAAUUAUGUGGAAAUCAUGCAAUUGGAUCUGGUUACUAUGUGUAUGAAUCUAUUAGAAUUGCCAGUGCUGUGAUGCCCUAGCUUUCUAUUAAGCAACCCUCUUUUAAUGGAGAUAUGUCAGAUUUUACUGUGCUCAUGUCCCCCCACUCUGUUUUUUAUUUGUCAAAGAUGUAUUCAUUGAUUUUGAUUGGGGUUCAUGGCUGGAAUGCCACAUGACUAAUACUGGCUCCCCAAAUCACUUCUGCCACAGCAGCUUUACAUAUAAAUAUCCUAGUGACCUGAGCAGCGAAUAUUUAAAUGUCCCGGUAUUGAUCCCACAAAACAAUCACUAUGGAAACCAGCAGGUACGUUCCGUUGGUAACUCGACUCCUUCUUUAUGCAGGACACUUUUUACACAUAGCCCCCAAUUUUGUUUGGAUCUUGUAAUUUAGAGUUUGAACACUUGGUGGCAGCAACCGAUCACAUUUACAGAAAGCUAUAAGUAAUGUGGGUUAAACUAGUGUGCAGCGUUUGUGCAUAAUAUGUGAUGUAUUUUGCAUGGCCCCAUUGGAUUAAAUGUGGUCUUGCAGUAUACAUUUUUUUUUUAUCAGAGACCAUAUUAAGAAUAGCAUUGAAUCCAUUACACACUUUGGGGUGUUGAACCAUGUCUCUGUCAUUUUAAGCAUCUGUAUUUCAGCAAUGAGAUUUCUUCUACCGAUUUGUAAAAAUUUAAUGAUUUAUUUUGAUCUCAGAAUCAUAUAAUUCCCAAAUGCUUUAUUGAAAUUGUUUAUUGUUUAGAAUAAUGUUCUUCAAAGUACCCUUCAUAUUAAUGGCUAUGCUUCACUUACAUACCUCCCAAGUGUCCCUAUGUCUGGCGAACAGUCCCUUUUUUGGGCCAAAAUCCCUCUUUUCCUCUUUUUUUCGGCGCUCCAUAUUGUUUUUGUCUGAGUGUAUCACAGAGCUCCAUACACUGUAAUUUGUCUUUCAACUACAAUGAAUGUGUUUAGAAAUCAGUCUGUGUAAAUAAGAUACAUUGUUCUUGUUCUAAAUUACAUUUUAGUUGCAUAAAUUAUUAGUUAAGUCACCUAAAAAUUCUCAGAACAGCUCCGACCCUGUCCACAUCCCCACUCACACCCCCCAUAAUUAAAGUGUACAUCUUUGUACAUUUGAAAUGUUGGUGGUUACCGGUAUGUAUUUGCAGUAGCUGCACUUCUGACAUAGGUCAUGCUAAUAAUUAUUAGAUAUGCCAUUUAGCAGUGCGUAAACUGUUUUCAUCACAUCUGCAUACCUGCUAAUCAAGAACAUGCCUUAACCACUUACUCCCAAUACAGCACCGUGCUUUAAUCACAGCCAGGAAACGUGGCAUGCAGCGAGUACAGAAUAUCUUUUGUUCGUGAUAAUCACAUGCCUGCUCACACAGUUUGUACAACAUAACUGUAAAAGGAACAAGUUGGGUUUGCUUGGCACGGGUGCCCAGUUAAUUCCUUCCCAGAGUGGUAUUUGUUUAUCUUUGCAUACUCAAUCUAAAAAUAGUUACAUAACAGAUAAACAAACUAUGCUCCUGGUCAAAACAGUUACAAAACCGUUUUCUCAUGGAUCUUUAACGAUACUAUGUAAGAAGUGGUGGCUGUCAUUGCCUUUUUCAGUGGUUUUCAGCCAGUGUGCCAUGGCUCUCUGGUGUGCCUCAAGCCACCGCAAAGUGUGGAACAAACUCAUAGACUUUACAGUUAAAAGGUUGAAUGCAGUCUUUAACCCCUUAAGGACACAUGACAUGUGUGACAAGUCAUGAUUCCCUUUUAUUCCAGAAGUUUGGUCCUUAAGGGGUUAAAGGGAUGCUAUAGGCACCAAACCCACUUUAGCUUUACUAAACAGUUUUGCUGUAUAGAUCCUCCCCCUGCAGUCUCACUGCUCAAUUCUUUGCUAUUUAGGAGUUAAAUCACUUUGUUUAUGCAGUCCUAGUCACACCUCUCUGCAUGUGACUUAAACAGCCUUCCUAAACACUGCCUGUAAAGAGUCAUCUAAUGUUUAAACUUCCUUUAUUUCACAGUCUGUUUUUAAUUUUUUAAAUUUUUUAAAUAAGCUUCUGAAUUAAAAUUGGGACUCCCAUUUGCCAAUCAAUUAAAGCUGAUAAGUCUGUCUGGAAGUAUGCUUAUAUCUAAUAAGUCUUCUAUUAAAUAUUGCAUUUUUGGAAUUCAAGUCUCUUGUUAAAAAAAAAAGUUUGGGACUGUGUAUCUGGAUGCUCAACCAGCGUAUUUCGCAAACAAUUGCAGAUCAAGGUUAUAUUACUAGAUUUGUUACCAACGCCAGCGUGGAUUUCCUGGUAAUGGAAUUGAAAUAACCUGUAUUGCUGGUUACGUGAGCUGCAAGGUGAUAACAGAACGAUCUGCUUAUUAUGGAUUCUGAGAAAUGUCUGCAGAUGACAGUUUAAAGAUGGAUCGUAUAAUUUGUUAAAAGAAAUUCCUUGAAGGAAAGAAAAUCGAACACCUAGCUGCUUAGAAUUCUGAGAGUGGCCAUCUUCUCACAGCUUCUCCCACUUCUUGGGAUUUUUCUUAUCUGGACGAUUUCCUGUGAUUCUUUUUCUGAGACGGUCCCACAAAUAAGUGACAGAAAUUUACUUUUUUUUUUUAAAACAGUUCUCACUCUGAAUUGUGGAGAAUUCAUUAAAAAAAAUGAAAUAAAAAAAGAUGUUGGUGUAUUUGCAGGAAUACCAACCAUUACACAAGCGGAAUAUGUCUGCCAAGACUUGCAGCAAAGUUCAGCCUGUGCCUUGGUACAAUAAUGAAUUUUCCCUAAAAUACUGACCAAUGGGAAUAAUUAUUUGCAGACGAUCUGUAAUCAAACUUCUCUAUGUCGCUAUAAAUCAAUCUAUUUGGCAUUGAUUUGAGGUUUUUAAUAUGAUUUGUAACUAUUGCAGAAAUGGCUUUAGAACAGCCUUGUCCAGCUUUUUAAUGUAGAGAAUUACAGGUCCAAUUAUUCAGCAACAUGGUACAGGGAGUGUGGCGAUGAGUACCCACAUCCUCCCCAACAUGUAGCUGAAUGUAAUAGGACAUACUUUUGAUUAAGUUAACAGAAAAUAAUAGAAAUAACUUAAUGAUCCUGUUUUUAGUCAUAUAAACACUUUUAUUUAUCUUUUUUUUUUUUUUUUAAAUUCAUCAGUAAUAAUUGAUGAUGAAUCCUCUCUUCCAAGAAGUCAUUAUUAAGGUGCCAAAAUCUUGGCUGGUGCAAUGAUGGGCAGUGUAACUAUUUGUAAUUAGUUAAGUACUUAGCGAUCUGUUUCAUCCUGAAAUUGGAACACUGCUUAAAUCCGCUAUAUGUCAAGUACAUGUCGUGCCUGCUUCAGUGAAUGCUUGGCUUGUUGUAUCUAGCCUGACCGAUUCUGUGUACUGACUCUGCGGUGUACCAUAUGUACGAACCUGCUGUUUAUUUAUGCUCUCUUUAGGAAUUCUAACAUGAGUUGUUAUGGAAUUCUGAGCCACUUCGACGUCUCGUGGGUAGGGCGCAGGGUGUCAUAAUAAUACACCUAGGUACAUUUGAGUGUCAGGAGCUUACUUUUUAUAUAGUUUAGACACCGAGAAUUUUUUUUUUUUAUUAUUUUUUUUUAAGAAUACACAAACCCUUGGUUAAAUAGCGUCUUUGCGUUUGUGGUUUUGUUCGACCUACCUGUGCCCUCCCUGCUGUUGAGAUGCUUUUUUCUACUCUGCUUAAAACAUGAUGCAUUGCUUUGCUGGUGAUGUGCUCUAUACCUGCAUAAAUAACCCACUAUGACAGCGUCACAGCCUGUUUGUUUUGCACGGCUGAAUAAAGAAGUGGUUUUUAAAAAUCACCGUCCAGGUCUCCUGAGGAAGCAGGCCUAGCAUCUGCUACAGUAAAAAUGUUCUCUUUUUUUUUUCUUACUUUCAUUAACUUCGUCCAUAUUUUCCUGAUUUUCAAGCUAAUGCACUUUGAAAUUACUUUAAGUGUCUGUACUUGUUUGUCUAAAUGCAUUUAGCCAACUUCAAUAACAGGUGUCUUAAAUGUAUUUCACGCCAAUUUGUUACACUGCCCACCUCCCCUUCUUCCCCAGAAUAAAGCAGACUUUACCCUUGACAAAAGGACAGCUGUUAUAACUCUACUUUUCUGUAGAGGGCGCUUAUGAUGCACUGGCAAUACACAUUAGAUCACACUCUUUAAACCAUUAUCACCUCUGCGUGUGAGGCUGUUUGCGGUUUAGAACCGUUAGUGUUGGUCAGAGAGUUACAAGUUAAAGGACCACUAUAGGCACCCAGACCACUUCAGCCUAAUGAAGUGGUCUGGGUGCCUGGUCCAGCUAGGGUUAACCCUUUUUUUUUUUUUUAUAAACAUAGCAGCUAUGUUUACACUGAGGGUUAAUCCAGCCUCUAGAGCCUCUAGUGGCUGUCUCAUUGACAGCUGCUAGAGGCGCUUGCGUGCUUCUCACUGUGAAAAUCACAGUGAGAAGACGCCAGCGUCCAUAGGAAAGCAUUGCUUUCCUAUGAACUGGCUGAAUGCGCGCGCGGCUCCUGCCGCGCAUGCGCAUUCAACCGAUGACGUCGCUAGGAAGGAGGAGAGGAGGAGGAAAGCUCCCCGCCCGGCACUGGAGAAAGAUAAGAUUUUAACCCCUUCCUCUCCCCAGAGUCCUGCGGGAGGAGGACCCUGAGGAUGGGGGCACCCUCAGGGCACUAUAGUGCCAGGAAAACGAUUGUUUUCUUGGCACUAUAUUGGUCCUUUAAUUAACUUUUGUCACCAGUGGUGGAAAUAAAGCCGAUAGAUAGGGAUAACCUGUCCGCACCAUUCAAUUACUUUUACAUUAAAUCAUCCCACUGAGCAGUUUGACAGAUCCACAGUUUUACUGGUUAGGUGUAAACUUGUAAACUCCUGUCUUUACAUUGCAGUUUGCUGAGACGCCUGGUCACACUGAUUUCCAAGCAAGCAACACUCCUGGCUUCGAAUGAAGCCUUCAAGAAGCAGGCCGAGAGCGCCAGUGAUGCCGCAAAAAAGUACAUGGAGGAAAAUGACAAGCUGAAGAAGGUAUCUGAUAAAAUUCAUAUUAAACUUACACUCUGUUUGGAUUUCAAAGGAAGUCUUGGGUUUGACCCAACUGAGCAGAAUUUAUUAGUCUAGGUCAGUGAUAUGCCACCUUCAGGACUCUAUAUGAUGUGGACUACAUCUUCCAUAAUGCUCUUACAGCAAUAGUAUUGGCAAAGCAUCAUGGUAGAUGUAGUCCACAACAUCUGGAGUGCCAAAAGGUUGCCUACCUCUGGUCUAAGUCCUCAACAAACGGUAGAAGGGUUGACUGCUGUGAACAUUGCAAGGCCCUGCUCUUCUCUCAGGAUAGCCGAAAUGGAAAAAUUCUCGGUCAUCUAUGCUACUUUGGCCUAAAAUUUGAAAUUCACGUUCAGUUACUGACAAUUCUCAUUAUAGAGCAGCAGUUCCCACACUGUGUGACAGGCACACAGGGGCGCCGCAAGCACCGGGUACUCAUCAUAGCACCGGGUACCGUGCCUUAGUCUCCGCUUUCAGCUCUGCUGGAGAUCUCCCCUUUGGCCCGCUAGCACUGUAAUUCUGGCAGCCAGAAGGGGAGAGAGGACCCGGGCGAGCUCUAACCUCCUGCUAACCUGCUCCGCCGGGUUCUCCUCUUGCGAGCUUGGAGCGUUGUAGCAGGCUAGAGUUCACUGUCACCACUGUGACCACCAGGGAUUGCUAAUGGGAGGGGGUAAUGAAAAGUGCAGGGCUUGUGUUUUUUUUAAAAAAAAUAAACUGCUCCCCAAUACACACAAACUGCCCCCUCACGCACACUACAUCCUUUACACUCACACACACCCACACUACAUCCGUCACAAACACAAUGCACACCCAUAAACACACACACUGCACCCCCCCUCCCCCACACACACGCACACACACUUCACUCCACACACAUUGCGCCCCUUUCCCAUACUACAGCCCCUAUCCUGGCAGAUUCUUGGUAGGUUGUCAAACUGUUUUUAAACCGUUUGACUACUUACCCUGGGAGGGCACCAAGGCACUGUGAAAAUCACAGUGAGAAGCGCGGAAGUGCAUCUAGCGGCUGUCAGUGAGACAGCCACUAGAGGCUGGAUUAACCCAAAUGUAAACAUAGCAGUUUCUCUGAAACUGCUAUGUUUACAGCAGGCAGGGUUAAGCCUAGAUGGACCUGGCACCCAGAUCACUUCAUUAAGCUGAAGUGGUCUUGGUGCCUAUAGUGGUCCUUUAACCCCUUAAGGACACAUGACAUGUGUGACAUGUCAUGAUUCCCUUUUAUGCCAGAAGUUUGGUCCUUAAGGGGUUAAGGACACAUGACAUGUGUGAUAUGUCAUGAUUCCCUUUUAUUACAGAAGUUUGGUCCUUAAGGGGUUAAUGUUUCGUCACCAUUUUUCAUCACUAGAAAAUCUCUCUCAUGCUCCGUAGUUCAGUUAGUUACUUUAACGCGACACACAUUUAACAAUUUAAGUCUUUCUAAGUACCAGUAAAUAACUAAAGCAUAACUUUAUAAUCCUGACAAAUAUUUUGGUUUGCAUUAUGAUAAUUGUAUGAGUUGAGCUUUAGUAAAAGGAAGAAUAAAAAAAAAAGUCUAUUCUAGUGUGUUGAGUGUGUAUUUUUACACUUACAUGUAGUCUUAUAAAAAUAACACAUUUGUUUCAAAGGCCUUCUGUCACAUGGCUUUGUUCGUCUUUCAUACUAAACAGAGUCAGAAGAAAAGCUUAGCGCAAUGCCAAAAGGCGUGAAAUUACUUGUAGAGCCCUUUGCAAGUAGAGAAACCGUUAUGCUAUUAAAUUACCAUAAAGUAAAAUGAAACAAAUACUCUCACUAGUUACAGACAAAGGGAAGUGAAAUCCUGUAAUCAGGAGGUGACAAAGCAGCAAAGACUAACAAUUACAGAAGGUCCAAAGCGUUCAAAAACACAAAGUUAUUACAUAAACAGAUGACUCGCGUCUUCUUAAAAUUUAGGAUCGUUCACGAGUUGUUUCAGAGCAAGUGUGAGAGUUUACUACUAGUCUUCAAUUACCAAAUCUAUCCAAAACCCAAAGUGUUAACUCUCAUCCUUGUCCUGUGAUCUCAGGGUUUAAAGUCUGCUACCCAGAAAAGAGAUCCCUUUUUUGUAGUAUCUUUAGUUCAUUUGAUAGGUCAGAAACUGUUAGAGUAAAACCUUUUCUUGCAUCAGUGGAUAAAACUGGACAUUUAGACUCAGUUGGUCUAAGCAAUUACUCGGUCGAAGGCCAGGUUAAUAUGAAAGUAGAAUUCAAGAUCUACAUACGUCGUACAAUACUGCUAGCAGAAGACAGCCGUGUGGCCAGUCUGCCACUCUGACUGGUACACUCAGUCUGUGCAGACAAAAUUAAUACCCUCUCUUGGUUUAGGAUUUAUUAGUGUACAGGUUUCAGUAGAUAGAGGUGACAUAGGAGGUUUUAUUUUCUACAGUAAGUUGGAGGAGAUGAUGUUGCAAUACACUAUGUUGAUGCAUUACGCUUGACCUGUAAGCCCUAGUAUGGGAACACGUCGCUUUAGAUAUGUUUUAUACCUUUAACCCCUUAAAGGCACAUGACAUGUGUGACAUGUCAUGAUUCCCUUUUAUUCCAGAAGUUUGGUCCUUUAGGGGUUAAAUAAUUACCGCCUUUAUUUCUAAAAAUACAUUUCUUUUCAGCAACUGAAAGCCGCUGGGGUGGAGGUGAGUGAUCUUCCAGAAAACAAUGCAGAGGAAGAAAACAAGAAACUCAAAGGAGAUGUCAACAAGCUCAAGGAAGAACUGGAGUCGACCAAGAAAAGUAAGAUAUGCUCAGUGAUUCUGUGAACUUCCAUGGUUUACUACUAGCCUUAAAGGAGACAGACAGGAUUAUUUACUAAAGGGACAGUUCUAAGUGAAUUUCAAACUUAAGCCCAGAGCAACUGAACUGAAAAGUAGUUGGCUUUGAGAGUUUUUUCCGUUUAAAUUCACUUUGAAUUCUCACUUUAGUGAAUAACCCUGACAAACUACCUAAAAGGACACUUCUUGCACCAAAAUAACUUUAGCCUAAUAAGGUAGUUUUGUUGUAUGGAUCAUGACCUUGCAGUCUCAUUGCUCAAUUCUCUGCCAUUUAUGAGUUAAACCACUCUGUGUAUGCAGUCCUAGCCACACCUCCUCUAGCUGUGACUCACACAUCCUCCAUGAAAAAAAGUUACAUUUUCAAUCAGAUCUUACAGCACAAUGUGUUUACCUUAGACGUUAUCAUAUCCUGCUCUGUUAAGUGAACUUUAAUCACACAGAGGAGGCUGUUGCAGGAUUUAGCAUGCAACAUUAUGCAAUACUGGAAGCUAAAAUCUUUAUACUUAUUUUUCAGGAAAUGUCUAUAGAGGCUGUGAGAGUCUCAGCCACGGAAGGUGUUGCUAGUGAUUUAACUCCUAAAUGGUAGAAAAUUGAGUAGCGAUACUGCAGGGGCAUGUUCUAUACACCAAAACUGUUUCAUUAAGCUAAAAUAGUUUUGGACCUUUUGGUCCUUUUAAGAAACAAGGAUAUAUUUUGGCCGUCAUAAUUACAAAUCCUCCCCCCCUCCCCCCAAAAAAUAAAAAUACCAUCAGUGGGAAUAAUAUAAUUUUUUUUAUUUUUUUUUAGGGGAAGAUCAUUUGCAGAGAAUGUUUAGUAUUGAUGUCCCUUACUGUCCUUGAGAUCUGUAAUCUGUAAAGCUCUUGAGGAUAACACGUGACAUCACUACUAAACACCCUUUGGAAAUGAUUUAAGUUCGCCUUUGAAAAUGAUACUAGUCUUAUUACAGCAAUCUUUGUUUAACAUAUAGCCCACAUGUAAGUAGUGCAGCUGACAAUUUGGGGAAAAGAUAUGCAAGGCAAGUUUAAAAAAAAAAAAAAAAAAAAAUUUAAAUCAGUUAUAUAAUUGUUUCAUUACAAACAUGGACAGAGGUGAUGCAUAUUAAAGCUUAUGGUACAAUAUAUAAUCCGAAUUUAAAGGGAAACUAUAGUGCCAGGAAAACAAACCUAGCACUGUAGCUUCCCCCUUUGUCAGGGCCCCUCCCACCCCCACCAUGGUGCAGAAGAGGUUAAUAGUUCCUUCUAUUACUUACCUGCGUCCAGCACCGAUGUCCCUUGGCGCUGUCUCAGCUCCUCCCCCGCCGACGUACGCCAGCAGGGGAGACCUAAUGCGCAUUGACAGAUGACAGAAAAAGGGCAUAGCUUAAUACAAAGAUGGACAGGGAGCCAAGAUGAAGGUGCCAUUUCCAGGAUUGACAGAAGUACGGCAGUGUGAAUUUCUACAUUUAAUUGUAUUUUUCAGACCACACAAAUACACAAUACACAAACUCCUGGUCUUUCAUUUCCAAGAGGCGGUAUAAGGCCUAAUUGAUGCCAGGAUUCCAUAGGAAAAAUUGCCAUGCUACACAAAUCAGCAUCUUAGCAUUGUUUACUAAGCAGGCAGUGACAGGCUUUGUGCCCCAGAACCACUACAUUAAGGAUUUACUCAAACCUUUUCUUUAUUGUAAUUUUUGGAGAGGUUAUAGUGCCCUAUUAUGCUUUUGUCACUUGGUCCACCCAUGUUUGUUUGCAUAAAACCAUGUGGAAAUAAUUACCUUGAAUCCAGCUCUGGGCCAAGUUCUCCCCGAUUAUUUCCACAUCUCCUCUGUCGUCACUGUAUGUGGUCCAUGGUCCAAUCAAAUUUGGGGUGCAAGUGCAGCAUGGAGGAAAGGCUGCAUGGAUGGAGAGCUCCAUGAGCAAAUUUAAGUAAAGGGUAACAGAAAUCUAUAUUUAUUAAUAGAAUGUGAAGGGGAAUAUGGCAGCACAGAGGAAGAGCUCCUUGCACUGCUUGUAAGUGAAAAUGGUGGUUCUGUUUGGUGCCACUGCGCACAGACGACACAUAAUUUUUGCACAGCAUUGACAAUAAGCAGCCUGGCACAGAGUUCUGGGCUGCCGAAGUCACGUGUGCCGCGGUUGUAACGAACACCUGACGCAAAAGUCCAAAUACCUCUGAAUGUGCAACGUUUCAAGCUGAAACAUUUCAUAUAUGGAUUCCCGGCACCAUUAUCACUUCUAAAAGCUGAAGUGGUCAUGGACAUUGGAGUAACCCUUUAAGCUGUAGAUGUUCUGCUAACUAUAGUGCUUCUUUAAUGUGCAAUGUGCACACACCACAUACAUUUUUAAUUCAUAAAACAAUCAACAUUUGUGCUUGUAAAAUGAAAGGUCCCUGUAGCUUGUGUGUAUUUCAUUAAUUCUUGUGAAAAUUCAUGGAAAUGUUCCCUUGAAUAUCCAUUGAAGAUUACUAAGUGCAAACAAGCUAUUUUGAGUUCAAGGUGUGAAAUGCUGAGAGGUAUCUUAUUUGUGGUAAUUCCUCCAUAUUUAGUGCUUGGUGACAAGACUCCGUAUAGCACCAGCUCACGUUAAUACAACUCCCCCUUAGUAAUAUUUAGCAUGCAUGUCCAUUAACUCCCCAUAAACGUUAAACAUUAUCUAUCAAUUUAUCUUCUAGAUUAAUUAUCACACCCUGAGAAAUAGAUGAGGCAUUUAUUAUGGUCUUUUAAUGCAUUAUCUUUAGAACACAUUAAUAGAGUAAGGGUCAGCUCUAAGGGUCAACUCCAGCCAGUGUGUAUACAAGGUCUUCUGCUAAAUAAAACCUUCCAAAAGGUAAAAACAUUCAACAGGUAGAUUUUUCUUUGUUUUUUUUCCCAGUAUUUUAAGUAUUCCACUGAAUGCUUGGUGCUGUUCCGAAUCAAGAAGCCUAGCCCUUUUUCAGCAAGUUGUGACAUGUACAAAUGCUUGGUUACUGGACCAAAACCCUUGUCCUUUUCUAUACCUCUUCUGUACAAACCGACCUGCUUCAGCACAAGACAUUGGGCUCUCCUUAGAGAGUGUUACAAAUUAACUAUUGUUAUCGUAUUUGGAAUGUCCAGGGAUGCAUAGCGUACAGAAAGAGGGUCAGCUCUUCAAUUUAUAACUAACUCCUGCUUGUGUCAGCCGUAAUCUUUAUACAUCACUAACUCCCUUCUAACCUAUUCAUUGUUGCUUGCGGUAAUAUACGGAUUAGACCUCUAGAAAUGUUCACUGUGAUCAUGUCGUUGAUAAUUCAACUGCUGGUCAUCCUGCAAAACUGCUGUUAGACCACAAUUCUCAUACGCUCAACCAGCAUUUGCUGAAGAUGUUUUCUUGUUUGUUUUCGAAUAAACUUGUUAUCACUAAGUAUGAUAUCGCAAGGUCAGAGAAUCAAUGGCUCGCAGUACAGAUUUUCCAAGUCUCUAAUUUCCCCUCUUGUUCUCAGAUCAUUAGGACAGUCCUCUUCAAUAAUAAUGGCGUUCUGAUGUAGAUGCCGGAACUCAGGUGGUCUUAGAGCAGAAUUGCCUAACCUUUUGAUAAUUUCUGGCUCCCCACAAGUGCCAGGGCUAUGGCAACGGCUUUCUGAAUGCGUGACCUGCACUCUAGCAGUAAGAUUGGGUUAGAUGCAGGGAUUGCAAAAUGUAGGUAUCCAGAUAUAGUACAUGUGUAUUCUGAAGUCUGGCAAAGCAUCAUUGCAGUUGUAGUACUUCCAAAUAUGGGGAUCCACCUGUUGCAUUGCUCUGAUGUUUGGCACAUCUUUCUGUGAUUAGACACAUUGAGAACAUGUACAAUACGACAGUCACUUGCUUGUUUGUUGCUCUUUUGGUGCGAAGUCCAGUCUGUUAUUUGUUUGUUAAAUGUCAAAUUCUUGUGUCCUUUUACAUCACGGCACCUAAUGUAUAGCCUAUCUUUAUAAACUAUAUUUGUGUGGUCAUCAGAUUGCAUAACAGCUAUGUGCAUGGAUACAGCAUUCUGUAAUUACACUUGGCUGGUUAAAGUAUGGCCCCAUGUGGCGUUCUUAGAAAACCUGUUCUAUUUUUAGGGCUGUUUUAAAAGGAGUCUGUCCUGACAAAAAUAUGUGUGGGUCACUUAACGCUUUGAAUGUCAGUGACUCUCACAUUGGUUAAUAUGUUCCUUAUAUUAAUAUCACAUUUUCCUCACUUUGUAUUUUAAACCUGGACUACCUGCAUGUACAGGUCAAUAGUUUUUUUCAUAUAAAGCAUAAUAAAAAAUAAAUAAUUUGAUGUCAACAGUGAGCUGCAAUAAGCUUAAAAUCUCUGUCUAUCUAAUAACCACAUAUAUAAGGAUAGAAAAGCUAGCCGUUCUUGAACUCCAGACAAGGUUACCAAAGAUUACCAUUAUUUGCCCCACUCCAUUUUUCUUUUUGUCUUGUUCUGAGCAGUUUGCCACACAUAACACAUUUUAUUCUGUAGACACUGGGUUAUGUUUAGCCCUAGUUUGAAGGAGGGUUAGAGUUAGUUUAUUUUCGUCUUUAAGCAGCACAUAUUAAAGUUUAAACAACCAAUUUGACCCCCCCCUUUACCCUGAGUAUCCAUUAUGUGUAGUCAUCGGUUUCUUCUUUAGGUUCUAAAGAUUGACUUCAAGCUCUCUUUCCCUGCCUAAGAAUUAGUAAUGUCUACAUGUAAUGUUUCACCAUGUUUUGGGAGGGACCGAUUACAGCUAGAAGCGGUGUUAAUUUGAUGGUAACUACAAGGUCUGUGGGUGAGCAGUUAUUGGUUUACUUACGGAGAUAUAUAUUUUAUAUUUUUGAUGUGCAUGAUAAAACAUUACACACUGUUGGAACAGCAAUAGUAUGAUACAUAUCACAAGAUGAAGUGUAUAGAGGAACCCGCACAUAUUUUUAAAAAUAAGGAAUAAAAAAGCCAAGAAACACAGUGCAGGUUAGAUAUCUCAUUAGCGUAGUGUAGACUAACUUAAAGUGAGGGGGAGAAAAAAAUCCCAGGAGACCUCCCAGCUAGGCAGGUUGCAAGUCCCACUGUGAGAACAACAAACAAAAAGCAAAACUACUAACAUUUUCUUCCCACACAGCACAUAGUGGUGAGAGGUGUUAUGGGGAAUGUAUCAUGUUAGAGAUGAUAAAUGACUCCGCACCAAAAUCAGCCGAUGCCUUGCUGGGGCAGCACAGAGUCCACCCACAAGAGUCCCGGUGUCGAGCCCACCUUAGUGUAGACAUGUGGUAGUGGCAUAUGAGUAGGGCAGGCCAAGAGAGAUCCGCAAGAUUCUCCUAUGUGGUAUCAAGACCUUGUGCGGCGUGGAGUACAGGCACGUUGGGAGCUUUGAUUCGCGUCUCAGCUGGAUUUAGGGUGAGUCACCAAAUUUUAGUGGUGGUGCUUAGCUGCAUCUAAAUUCAGUCGUGGAGCUCUCUGAUGCCAUUUUUUGGGCUCUCUUCGCUUUGAGAUCUGUGCACCUGUAAUGGGAGCGUGUAGGCAGCUCAGAGGUAAGUGACAGGACUUCUGUAGCUAUUGAGUGCAUACAAACAGCCGGCUAAUCCAAAAAGGAUUUAAAAAGCUUGUUCAAGCGAUGCAUCACAUCCGACCUCUCACAGCCAAGAUCUGAGGAAUACGCAGCAUCCGCCAUUUUGUAGGGAACACAGAGGCUUGUAUCAGCGGUAUUGCUGGGACAUCCAGUAUAGUGUGGCUAACCUCCAGAGUGUGGACUGGGAUCACUCCCCCCGGUCCAAAGGGGAGGGAACAUGGUGCCAACUGUCGCAGGGCUUGGCUUGGGUUGCUCCAGGUGGGAGAGCCUCUCCCUUUCUCAAGGCGCACCAGGCUGCAUACCAUACGGACCUAUUAGUGGGGACAUGUCCACAUUCGAUGAGCCAAACUUGACAAGAAAACGCCUCACCAAUGCUAGAAUUUUGUGGAUGAUUAAUUGCUCUGCCUACAGGUCUAAAACAUCCCAAAAUCAAGAGUAAAUUGAGCCACAACUCAGAGCUUCAGCAAAACACUUCUCACGGGCAUGGUAGCCAGGCCCCACCCCACUACUUUGGGUAUAUUUUUUAAAAGAAAUAGUGUUAAGCAUGUUUAACAUUGCCUAUUGGAGUUUUGCAUUAUUAGACUAAUAACAGAGCUUGCACUUAGCUAUAUACUUUACAGAUUAAGUCAAGUAAGAAUAUCUGCAAAGGAGAAUGUGUCAUUUAAAUACAUAUAGAUCUUGUAAGCUGCGACUUUUAAUAUCACUCUGUUUGAGCCUGCUUUCGCCCUGUCCCUAGAUUCUUUUUCACAGUCUUUUCCCCCGUAUUUUUAUCUCCUUGUUACAUUGUCAGUACUUAAUUAUUGUAUUGGAUGGUAUAUUAGAAAUGUUUUUAAAAAAUUAUUAAUUUCUCAAAAGAAGGUUGAUAAAGGUGAAUUGUGUUGUUUUCUUGCUGAGAUGUUUAUAUGGAAGCCAUGUUUCUGAGGAUCUGGUUGGAUUUCUGACCGUAUUACUCAAGAAUUCUUCACGUUGUGUUGGCAGAAGAGCUCAUUAUUUCCUAUCUCUAAACUUUCCCACAGCUUUGAAUAAAUCCCAGAAUGAAGUGAUCGCCAUCAAGAAGCAGUGUGAAGGGUUAACUAAGGAAUACGACCGUCUACUAGAGGAGCAUUCCAAGCUGCAGGUAAGGUCUCCUUAAUGUAUUCGUGGACCUCCGUAACAUCUGAUCUGCUAUUUCUAUACCACCAGAUUAUGCAUGGUAUGCAAUCAGUCACAUAGACUUGUCAGUAAGAGUAAUGCAUGACCUAUUACCGACCCUAAUUAGUGACUAUAUAAAUGCAGGUGCCAGGCUGGGUAGGUUCUUUUUGAUGGAUUGUGGCGCACAAGGAACAAUUUGGUUCUAUCUGGAUUAAUCCUUUUAUAAAAUUGCCCUUAGAUGUGUAUCUGGUGCUCUUUAUAUUCUAAGUUUUAUUAAAAUAGUUAACUAGAUCUUGGCAUGUUUUUAAUAUUAAAUACCUACGGAUUUAUCAGAAUUGCUUAUUGUUGCUGAGUCUAUAGCCCAUUACUAAACCCCCUCAAUUGUGAGCAAAGAUAGGCUGCCUGGAUUGUAGUCCUAAAAUUUUCUGUAUUCCCUGCCCGUAGUUAUAGUCAGUCUCCCCCCUCCUUUUUCUGUAAAGAAAGUGAGUUUUACUUACCGGUUUCCAGCAUUAAUGCUCUCUCUGCGCGGCUAACCUCUCCACUUCCACAAUGUCUGGGAGGAGACAUCUGCGAUAGCCUAAUCCAAUGAUCUGCAUGCUAAUCCAAGCUCCCCCAUGGGAAAGCAUUAAAUCAAUCACAUGACCCAGCUGCAGAAGCACCUCUAGUGGCUGUCCGGAAGGUGGAAUUAAAAGGACACUAUAGGCACCAAGACCACUUCAGCUCAUUGAAGUGGUCUAGGUGCAUAUUCCCAGGUCCACUAGUAAUUAUUGCAGUUAUUGAGAAACUGCCAUAAUUACUAUCCACAAUUAACUCUACCUCUAGUGGCUGUCUACCAGAGAGCCACUAGACAUCUUCCGGGUUGUUAGGCUGCUAUGCAUGAGGAUGUCCAGCAUCACUCAAACCCCUAUAGGAAAGCAUUGUAAGGUUAUAAGGCAAUUUCCAAACAAUUUAAAGUCCAUCAUUCUACAGUGAGAAAGAUUUAAAAGCGGGAAAACAUCCAAGACCGUUGUCAAUCUUCUUAGUAGUGGACAUCCUGGCAAAAUCACCCCAAGGUCAGACCGUGCAAUGCUCAGAGAAAUUGGUCAAAAAAAACAGACGAGUUACAUCUCCGACUCUACAGGCCUCAGUUAACAUGUUAAAGUUCAUGACCGUACAAUUAGAAAAAGACUGAACAAGUAUGGUUUGUUUGUAAGGGUUGCCAGGAGAAAGCCUCCUCUCUCUAAAAAGAACCUAGCAGCACGGCAAAGUUGCAUCUGAACAAAUCACACAACUUGUGGAACAAUGUCCUUUGUACAGACAAGACUAAGGUGGAGAUGUUUGGCCAUAAUGCACAGCGACACAUUUGACGAAAACCAAACACAGCAUAUAAGCACAAACUCCUCAUACCAGCAAAAAUAAAAAAUAGUUUAGGUGUAAAAUAUAAAGAAGCAGUCACAAAUAAAGAUGAGCCUGAUCUAACUUUCAGCACGUGUAGACCACAAAUAGGGUCAGUGAUGCAGGCGAGGACGCCAGCGAGGAACAGUUGCACAUCUUUAUUCAGAUAACACUUUAAAAGAAGUCCCCACUCCACCUCCUUCCUUCGAAUGUGUGCUGUGUAGAGUCUUUUCACCAUUCAGUUUGUUACCGGCUGCAAAACUUCAGAUCUUCCAUAUCUCUUACACGGCCACUUCCGGGAGGUGAGGUUAGCGUCCGGACCACGUGACUACAUAACGUGACGUGGGAGUGCGUGAUACUGUGUCAAGCACAGUGGUGGAGGGACGAUGAUUUGGGCUUGUUUUACAGCCGCAGGACCUGGGAACCUUGCAGUCAUUAAGUCGAGAAUAAAAACCUCCUUAUACCAAAGUAUUCCAGAUUUAAAGGGACACUAUAGGACUUCCAGACCACUUCAGCUAAUUGUUUACAUUGCAGCUCUAUGUUUGCCUCCAAUGGCUGUUUACCAGACUGCCACUAGAGGGCUUCCUGGAUCAAAACAGAACUUUGGUCCUGUACCUGACGUGGGAAGUCCUCACGUUCUGCAUUGGGACAUCCAGCAUCAGAUUUUUUUUUCCCCCAUAGGAAAGUAUUAAUUCAGUUCUUUUGUAUGGGGAGGUCUAAUGCGCACGCGGCAAGGUAAGUAAAUAAAGGGUUUUUGAAACCUUUAUUUACCAGGGAGGGUGCACGCGAGGCCCUCCCUCGAGGCAGAGGGAGUGAUAGUGCCAAAUAUAUACAGCUUUGUAUGCCUGGCACUAUAGUAUCCCUUUAAAGGAGAGGCCAUCUGUCCGACAGCUCAAGCUUGGCCUAAAUUGUGUCAUGCAACGGGACAAUGAUCCCAAGCACACCAGCAAUGGCAUAAACAACAACAGAAUGGCUGUCAAAGCCCAGGCCUCCACCUAAUUGAAAUGCUGUGGUGAGACCUUAAGAGAGCUGCCCAUAAACAAAUACCAGAAUACCUUUAUAAACCGAAGCAACCUUGUAAAGAAUAGAGGGCUAAAAUUCCUCCCGAACGAUGUGAGAGACUGAUAGUCAUACAGAAGAUGAAAACUUCAGGUUAUUGCUACCAAUCAAGCUUAUGGAAUCAUAAGGUGUACUUAGUCUUUCACACAUGGCUUCUCCCUUUUGUUAUAUAAUGACACGGUGUAAUAUGUCAUGUGUUGCUGUUCAUCUGAGCUUGUAUUUACCUAAUUUUAAGGCCUGCUAAGAAACAGGUGAUUAUGUCCUAAUAUGUAAUACCAUAGAAUUCAAAGAGGGUGUACUUUCUUUUUUUCCCAUGGUUGUACAUACCAAGCACUUUGCUUCUGACUUGUGAUUGAUAAGAGCUGUGGAGCAAGGAUCGUGGAAUCUGAGCUUGGGCUAUGUAGGUGUAAACUGCAAAAACAACUCUAGCUGUGUUUGAGAUGCAUUCAUAUGUUGUUUUCUAAUGUACUCAAGUUAGCAAAACAUACUUGUGUACAAAUACAGAGCUGGAAAAUAUACCCUAGUCCCACUCUGUUGGAAAAAAAAAUUUCCACUCCUGUCUAGUGGUAACGCUCUCAAUAUGUCUGUGCAUGUCUAUUGAUUAAUGGAAUUGGUGCAAGGUUCUUUUUUUUACCUGCACAGUGCAACUCUGGCCUUCUUACGAAGACAAAUUACCAAAUCAAUCAUUUUGCCUUGAAUUGCAUAAAUUCUUUUGGCUACAGUGUGUAAUUGUUUAUUUGCUUCUAGCCCUGAAAUCGGUUGCGUUUUUAUUAUAUUUUUUUUAGUUUUGAAACUUUAAAGUGAAACUGUCACAUUUUAAGAUGCUUGUGUGGCGAAACCAACCUCGCCACUGUACACUGGAGAAGCCUGGUUGCUCGCCUGCUCCCUUUAGACUAUGGCCCUGCAGUUCAGACCUGUUAUUUUCCCUGCUGAAAGGUUUAUUCAUGCCUUUCUGCCAGGGUGUAUUCAGUAGAUUCAAUCUACCGAACAAACUACCGAACGAUGGACCACCUGGGAACUGGAGUGUGCCGUCAAUUGACCGCCCAGAAGCUGCGGUUAACCGCAGCUUAAUUGAUGAACGCUGGGAGGCCUUUGUUCGGUUGCCAAACACGUGGCAGCCUCCUUCCCUUCCCAUUCGAGAGCGGAACCGAAUGACUGUUCAUUCGGUAGUUUAACCGGAUGAACAGCAUCACCCAGAUAGCUAAGCCAUGGAGCCUGUUCAUGUAACGAAAAGACUAUGUGAAGGACUUUGGCUCCAUGGCGGUUGAACUGUAUGUAUGUGAUCUGAGCGCCAUUCGGUAAUAAUGUGUGCGCAGAUCCUAGCUAUCUGGGGAUAUGUAGAACGUAUAUGUUUUAUGUACUGAAUGUAACUGUAGGUAAUUUUAUGUCUUUUACUGUUUUUCUGCCAUGUGGUUAAUGGAGUUUUGCGUCUGUCUUUGGAGAUAAUUGGAUUACUUCCCAAUUAUCUCCAGGGCAGAGAGGAGGGAUUGUGAUGCAUUGUGGGAUGGUUGAAAUGUGUAAGUCUGUGAUUGGUCCUUUUACCCUUUGUGUCCCAGUCUCCCAUUUGGUCCCCUAGGGGAGUGUCCACCAGGUGGGAGACCUGCAUAAAAGCCGGGCAGUUAGCCCCAGUAAAUCAGUUCCUGCUUAACCCUCAAAGUGAAGUGUCGUCUCAUUAUUGGGGGAGGAUUUACUGUAUGCUGUUAGAGACUGAUUGCCAGGAGUGUAAGCCGCUUGGGGGCUUUUCCUGUUCGUCUGCUAGCAGCUAUUCGUGUGUCUCCAGUUCGGGAGUUUGGAGUGCUACUUGGUAUGCAGUUCGGGAGUUUCGAGUAUUCCCUUGGUUGCAGUUCGGGAGUUGGUGAAUUCGUGGGUUUGCAGUUCGGGAGAUUGGUGCUUGCAGUAGCUGUCUGUGCAGUUGAAAAAGGGGAAUAUCGCCUAAACGGUUUUUAACCUCUUGUGGGCAAAACGGUCCGUUACAGCUUGCACUGAGUAUGUACGCACCAAGUUACGAUAAAGUUGGUUACCUAAAAGGCUGUGCGUUUAUUUUUCCUUAUAUUUAAAUUUAUGCCUCAUACUGCCUUUUCACAGAAAAUGCAGUGUUUACAAAUGAGAGACUGCUGGGAGACACAUUGCAUCAAAACACAAGAAUAAUGGGACACUAUAGACAUCAGAACCAGUACAGCUCAAUGUAGUAGUUCUGUGCAUAUAUCAUGUCUCUGCAAGGUCUGCAGUGUAAACACUGACUUUUCUGAGAAAAGGCAUUGUUUACAUUGCUGCCAAAGUCCACCUCUAGUGGUUGCCACUCAGUCACUAAACAGACUUCCUGGACCAAGUUCUGCAAUCUUUGCAAGAUGUAGCUUAAGCGUCUCCACACUAUAGAGAUGCAUUGAUUCAACGUAUUUCUAUAAGGCGAUGCUGAUUGGCGAAUUUCAGCGUUUUGCCGUGCAUGCACACUAGCCACCCAAUGCUUUCCUAUGGGGAGACUGGCAGCAUGAAGACCAUGUAGGUUUGUUUGUUUUUUUGUGCUUGGCAUGUCCUUUUAACAGGAAUAUGCUGAUGGUACAGUAGCCAUUUUUUUAUUUUUUUUAAAGCAAUGCAAGUAUGGCAGUAGUACAACUGUGCUAAGUCACAAUGCAGUAUAAAGGCAGCUUAUUUUAACCACAACUUCUCAUUUUAUGUAACUCUUAGAAUGUUGUCCUGGCAGAGACUAGGCAUGCCAUAUAAAUUAAUUUAGCCACCAUGUUGUGCAAAGUGUAGACACACGAGUUUGUAGAGCGCAGUGGCAGAGUGUGGCUCAUACUAUAUUUCUCUGUAUGUGCCCAAGUGGACACGAGCAGGCUCAGCACAAGUGAUCGUUCCCUGGAUAUGGAAGUGGUAUGUUGGUAGGAAUGCUUUUUACUUGCACUAGAUAUCUCCGUAAGAACACCAGCACAAAUUACUUUCAGUGACCGGUCUAAAGACGGAGCGCUCCCCAGUCAACUACAACUUCAAGUUGCGUUACAAUUCCCUUGUAACUUAUGCACGCUGUCUCCUAGCUUCUCUAAACAACUGCUUAAAAAGGAACAUGCACAGAGUGCAAUUGGCUUGCUAAGUAGAUUCAUUCACCUAUUUUCAUAAAUGAAACUAUUCACAAAUACUGAACAACCUACUGCAUAAUGGAAGGUAUACGUGAGUUACAAUGGUAUGCUUAACCCUCUUGGAAAACAGAAGGUUCAGUGUUGGCUCAAACAAACCUCCGUAAUCAGUAAAACUAGCAUGCAGGUGCCGUACGUGGGUAAAGACACGUGUAUUAUAAACAAACCGAGAACUGAAUAGGAGGAUGCAGGCACAGGUCUUCUGUGUUGCAGCCAGGCUCCCUGCAGCCAGGCUCCCUGCAGCCAGGCUCCCAGCAGCCAGACUCCCAUGGUGAUCCUGUCUGAAGGGUUCCUGGUAGCGGCAGGCUGCCGUGGCAGGCUGGCAGCAGUGGCUGGGGGACUGGUGUGACUGGCUGACAGGCCUCUUACGUCCCCAGCCCCUCUGUGUGACUGUUUCUCCCCUAUUCCUUAGUGUGUCUUUUUCCCCUUCCCCUAUGUGUUUCUCUCCCCCCCCCCCAGCCCUUCAGUGUGUCUUUGUCUCCCCUCAGCCCACCUGUAUGUCUUUGUGCCCCCCCCAGCACAUUUGUGUGUCUGCUUGUCCCCCCCAGCCCCUCUUUCUCUUUUCUCCCCAACCCUUCUGUGUGUCUCUUUGUGCCCCAAGCCCCUCUGUGUGUCCCAUUUCCCCCACUUUUUCCCUCCCAUUUUUUUUUUGUGUGAAAAAUCCUGGUCUUAUAAUUGAGCAAAAUACGGUUCAUAGAGAUGGUGCAUGCAACUCCAACUGCCACCCCCAUAAUGCUCAUGCAGCAUUUCAUUUGGGUGAUAAGUUGUAGCCAGCAGCAGCUCUCUCUCUGAGCCAAAUAGGGUGCAGUUUUCUUGCUUAUUGUUCUGGUGCAGUUAAAUGGGAGCUGACAGUUCUGUGGAAUUUACAGCACUGAAUAAAACGGACGCCCUGGUUCCUUUUAAAUUUACAUUAAAAAGAAUCAGCAAAUGUCAUCAUAUAUCAGUUUAGUCAAGGCACAGCCAGAGGCAACAUUGUUAGUAAAUAGGAGAAAUAGAAACAUUGUUUCAUAUCUUCUCUUCGCUCAAUGCGGACUGCUAGGUUUUUAUAAGAAUGAUUGACAGGGAGCCCAGUUGUACGUCACAAAUGCAAAUUAAUUAUAAGUAAAAUAACAUCCAUCCUUCUUUUUCCCCCCAAUCUUUAUUAAGUCCUUUUUACAUAACAUUUAACAGACGGAAAGCAAAAAAGAACAUACAUGAUAUGAGAUGAGGAACAUUUUGUUUCUAAGCCUGCCAUUACGCUCGUAUUAAAUUAAAACACCAAUUUGACUGCAAAUCUCAAAAGAGCAGAAGUAGCAAACGUAAAACCCUUGUUCUCUUUUGAUCUAUACAUUUGCCUGAUAAUACAACAUAUAGAUAAACUAUCAGACCCCUUCCUCUUUUGAUAUUUAUAGGAAUUGAGUUUCCCUAAUAGCUGAAGAUGUGCAUUUUACUCCAUCCAAUUACGGUUUGCUCACGAGUGGUGUUUAAGUAAUGGAUAACAUUAGUGCACAACACCAAACAUGGCAUAAUACACUUUAUGAUGAAAGCUCCAUGAUAUGAAUUUUCAAGGAAAACCUCCUCCUAUUUAGUAGGUGCGUCCUUGAAACAGCAGCCUGUUGACCUUGGAGACUGCUUAGCAUAUAGUCACCUGACCCUGCUCUUGGCUUUAUAUAACUAUAUUUGCACGGGCAGGCCUGUGCUCUCAGCAGUACACUUCUAAUGCUAAAAAUACAGGAGCUGUAUUCUUGGGUGACUGUAAUUUUCACGGAAUGUCCCUGGUGUCCUUCUUUUCUUGGAACUAAGAAUAUUUGGUGGGUAUCAGUGUAGUCACAGGUCUACCACAGCAAAGUUCUCGGUAAUUGGCGUGGGUUUCAGAGUUCCGCAGCAAUGAAACACGGCAUCAAGGAAGUGUAUAGAAGCUUCAGACCUCUGCGAGAAUAUAACCCUGCAAUUUUAAUACUGCACAUUUAUUUGUUAGUCUAAAUUUAAUACCAUGUUCUCAAUAUUAAACUUUAUUUAAAGGAACAAAUGGGUGUAAAUUCUCUAGAUUUCUGCACCCUAGCUGUCCUUCUUUUGUCCUUUGGCCUAUAUUGCAUAUUCAAAAUUAUUUCAGUAAUCUUUGUGGAGGAAAUGCACGAUUUGCGUACACUUUUUUUACUCUUCAAUGUAUAAUUUGGCUGUGACUCUGCAGCGUAAGAAUUUUUUUUUUUUCUUUUUCCCUGAUAUGGUUUAACCAUUUCAUUGUUGCAUUACCAGCAAAGCUUCCACAGUUGUGUGGCUCAAUAAACUUUAUGCCAGACUUGUGAACAAUUAACCACUGUGGAGAAGAGUAAGUUAACAUAUCCUGAUAUGUUUAACCCCUUAAGGACACAUGACGUGUGACAUGUCAUGAUUCCCUUUUAUUCCAGAAGUUUGGUCCUUAAGGGGUUAAAGGGACCAAAGCCACUUUUAGCUCAAUGAAGUGGUUUUGGUGCAUAGAUCAUGCCUCUGCAGUCACACUAAAGUCAAAUCUAACCUUUUCAUUUUCAAAGUGUCUUUAAUAUAGAAUCCCUUCUCUCCUGCUCGAAUUGCUUGCUAGAGCCUGCAACACCCUACUGUGUGUAAUUGAAGUUAAAUUGACAGAGCAGGAGAGUCUGUACACCAAACCUACUUUUGCUAAAGUUGUUUUGGUGCUUAGAGAAUCCCUUUAAAGGUUGGUAUGCAGAUUAUAUAAAUAUCAAUGGGUGGGUAGAUUCCCUGGUGUAGUUUGAAAGCGAGUCUUGAGGUGCAUUGUGGCUAAUAAAAGGGAGAGGUCAGGGCCCUGCAGUGUUAAGCAGGAAUGCACCUGCUACGUGCAGCCAGGCAUGCCUUGUUGGCAUGUUUAUGUCACGAGGUCGGAGUCUCUGUGUAAUGACAUGUGGAGUCAGAGUAGGUUUGAUAAUAAAGAUAACACAGAGGGGAAGGAACUUUGGCACUCCUGUAUGUCAGACGGAAUUUAUUUAAAACUCCUUUAGCCUUUUCUUACGGAGAGCUGUAGAGGUGUGGGUUAGUGUACAGUCCACCCCGGCCUAUACUGGAAAUGCUUUCACAUCAAGAUUCUUCUUUCUAAUCUCGUAAAUAUGCAAAUGGGGCACAGUUGUGCAUUUGUCGAACUACAACUCUCAUUAUCAGACUGGCAUUUGCUCUACCGUGUGUAGAGUUGCUAUCAGCAGGUUGUAGUGUAUUCAAGACUUUUGCAGUACUUUGCAAAAAUAGCCCUGCUGCGACUACUGCAGAGUUCCGGAAUUAUUCCAAAUCCUCUACUUUAAGCAUUCAUUUUGCAAUUGGGGUUUCAGUUCCGAGCACUUUGGUGUUUAUGAAAUAAGACAGGGGAUGAUAUAGAACCUAGAAACCUAGACUGCAGUUAGUGAGUGUGGGGAUUAAUUGGCACGCUAUCUAUAUCCUACCCAUAUCUAUGUGGAUACUCACUCUGCCAAGCUUAAAGGGGAAUAGGAUCUCAGUAACUCUAUAAGACAUAAAUAGCUGUAAGCCUUCACUGUCAAUGCCAAUACAGAAAUGAAUAACAGUUUGGCACAUUCAAUGGCUUUUCUUUAUUAAAGGGACAUUAGAGUCACAAGAGCAACUACAACUUAAUGUAUUUGUUCUGGUGAGUAUAGUCAGCUGCUGCAGGGUUUUUGCUAUAAACACUGCAUUUGUAGUGAAAACACAGUGUUUACAGCCGAGGGAUACCUCCACUGGCCACUCCUCAGAUGGUUACUAGAGGUGCUUCCUGUGGCAGUGCUGCACAGUCUGCAGCAAUGACGUACAGCGUCUCCACGCUCUGCAUGGAGAUGCUGAACUUUCCCCAUAGAGAUGCUGAUUGGCCAGGGUGGCAUUUGGCUGAGAUCAUGGGAAAGCAUUGUGAUUGUUUGAGAUCAUCAUUUCUGAUGAUGACAGCCAAGGACGCCGAUCGGGAGCAGAGCCAGCGCCGGCAAACCCACGAGGCACUGGAAAGGAGGUGAGUUUUUACUAUAUUUGAGGGGGUCAGGGGAGCUAGAUGGUGAUUUUAACACUAUAGGGUUAGGAACAUGUUUGUUUUCCUGACCUUAUAGUGUUCCUUUAAGUUUGAAAAUGUGUUAAGAUUUAAAAGCAGUCUACAUGCCUUCAUUCCAUCCAAUGAAUUAUUGUUCACCACUAUCUCGUUAAUUUGGGUUUUUACAUUCCUAUGUAAACAGAGAAACAGAUGUAACCACAGAACAGUUUGUGAAAACACAAGCUUUUAUGUAGUAUUGCAGAGUUUUUAUUCUGGUCUUGGCAGUAUACCUACAUAUGACAUUGUCUUGUAUAGCUGUGGUACACAAUUGUUCCAUAAUGCAAAAAAAGCCAAAUAAAUCAGUCACGAUUUUCAUGUAAAUUACAACCUGUUUGACAAGUGCAGUCUCAAUUUAAAGAGGGGGGGGGUGGGGGGGGGGAGAAUCAACAUAAAAAAACCCUAUAGUGUAGGGAUGUGCAUGAUCCAAAAAUUUGGUUCGGUUUGAAAAUGUCAGUUCUGGACUUCGGUUCAGCACUUCUGAAAUUUGGAAAUUCUGUAGGGCUCCCUCACCUAACCCUACCCUACCCUAACCCUGUCAUCAUUCACAUGAUUUUCCCUCCCUCUCUUUUUUUUGCCACUUUUCAGAAAUCCAAAGCACUUUGGCCCUUCCGAAGUUCGGCCAUUUGGUUCGUUCGAAAUUCGGCACUUUGGACAUUCUGAAGCAUCCAUAUGUCCGAAUUGCCAGAAAUUCGUCCGUAUUCACAUUCGGACCGAAACGAAUAGCACAUGUCUACGUAUAGUGUGGCUGGAUUAAACCCAGGAAUGGUGGCUUGUCAAAAAGCAGUUUUUUUUGCCUGAUUACUCUAGUGGCAUGGAUCUUUUAAUUUAGUGUUGUUCUGAUUGCACAAAUUUCUGCAGCAGAAAGCAGACCUCUGAUCUACAAAUACCAUGGCAUGUGCUAUUGAAGUUGCAGGAUUGGCUAAGCUAUUUCAGCCACUUCCACAUCCAGCGAGUGCCCACUGCAUAGCCUGCCAGUUCUGCAGCAAACACAGGAACAUCAUUAUUUGCUUGUAAAUGCAUUAGCUAUGUAAUACUUAAUAAAAAAAAUAUAUAGACCAUACAAUUAAAGGAAUGAAAACACGAUGAAUAAAUUUUAGAAAACAAGCAUAAUUAAUUUGUCUACAGAUCAUCAAGCCUUCACCUCCCCUUUAAAAUAGAGCCAAGCACAGUUGUUAAAUUCCUCCAAGAUCAAAUGUAUUGCCUUACCAGCUGAUAUAAAUAGUUGGACAUGGUGGUCAUAACCUGCGGUACUUGUAACCCGAAAUACCCAGCCCUUGGUAGUGUGUCUCUCAUUGCAUUCCCCCCCCCCCCCAUAUCAGUGAAAGUGUUAAAAAGGAAGCAGGUUCUGAUCAUAUAACGACAUAAACGUCAUUAAUUCAUUCUUCUCUUAUUGUUGGUAUUUGACAUUGCUAUUCAGUCUGAUGAUGAAUAAAUAGUUGCUAUUUGCCCGUGUGUCGGCUUACAAUUAGCACAGAGCUGUAAAAUCAAUAUUGGUGGUUGGGAAGGGUACAGUAGCCUUUUGAAUUUAUACGGUUUGUGUUUCCAUCAGGCAAUUCAUAUUGUACUUACCCGGGGAUUAGUACAGGUUUAACUGCAAAAACGUGAGCAACAUCAGUGUUUAGAAAGUCUCGACUUUAAACAUUUUAAUAGCUGGACCUUUUUAACUUACCGCCUGAAAAUCCAACUGCUUUUGGUGUGGAGGUUGUUGUAAUUUUUUAAAAAUCUUUGGUGAAACUUAUAGAGCAUUUAGAGAGCAUUUUAUGCUGCUCGCUAUACAUUACUUGAGUGGUUCCCAGCAUGCCAAUCUGCAAGACGUAGACGAUCUGUGGUUUGUUUUUUGUUUUUUAAAUGUUUUUUUUUUUUAAUUAUUUUAUACACCCUGAUGUUCAGGUUUCCUCUGUGCCCAAGAGAUACAAGGCUAAGCAAGAUACAUUUUAUUCAGUUUUUAUUAAAACAAAGAAUUCUUAACAGAUAAAAAAAAAUGAUCACACCAGUUUACAUGUUCAAAGUGCCAUGUGAGGGCACUUUAUGACAACGGAACUUUUUAAGGCAAAAAAAAAAAUCUUGCUAGUUUUUUGACUCUGUGUAUAGUGAUGUCCCGAACGGUUCGCCGCGGACUCAUCAUUGAGUAAACUUUGACCCUGUACCUCAAAGUCAGCAGACACAUUCCAGCCAAUCAGCAGCAGACCCUCCCACCUCCUGGACAGCAUCCAUUUUACAUUCAUUGUGAAGCUGUCCAGGAGGUGGGAGGGUCUGGGAGGCAGGGUCUGCUGCUGAUUGGCUGGAAUGUGUCUGCUGACUGUGAGGUACAGGGUCAAAGUUUACUCAAUGAUGAGUCCGCGGCAAACCGUUCGGAACAUCACUAUCUACGUAAUGAUACCCCAGAAACAUCUUCCUCUCACUUGAGUGGAGGUCUCGGAAUAUGGCACCCCCACAAAUCUACCUAGAGAAUGCCAUCCACUUAAAGUCAGCGACUGAUUAAUGGUAGCAUUAAUCCGCGAAUCAUCCGAGAAGCCAGUGGUAAUUGGGAGGGCGCCGCAUAGUCAAAAAUAAAGAAACCGUUCCAUAAGACAAUUUUAACCAGUACGCUCCACAAAGUCGGGUUACCUAUGAUGAGAAGAGACAGACAUCAAAUCAUGUUUGGAGGUUAACACAUAAUACUUAAAGGGUUACUUGAAACACUGCACAUGCAGAGAUAUUUUUAGAUGCUAUCAGGAGGGGGCGUGGAAGUGGGCGCUGGGAGCUCUGUCCGGCGCAGGAAUGCAGGUUCGUAAAAAGAAAGACUACCAUAUUUUUAUUUUUUGGGGUUUUGGCAGAAAUCUGAGUGGGUGGGUUGGGGGGGCAUAUAACACAGAAUAUGGCAUAUAACACAGAAAAGGCCCUCUUGCUCCAAAGGGGUUAAUGUUACCAUGUAACAGAUUUCAAAAUAAGCACAUGUCUUGUUUAAAGUGCCAAGUGAAGGUUACAUGGAACAGCACAGUGCGAAAAACAAAACUUCCUAAUGUAGCAAUGCACCAGAAACAGUCGUAUCACUUGAUGGCAUUCGCAGCAUCAGCCUGCUGCGCCAUACCUUCCUCCCUUUCAUGGUAUAAAAUGCAAUACUGGCCAGAACGCUAAAGGGUUACAUUUAAUUUCCUCUUAUUUCCUCAAUUAUUAUUAUUAUUAUUAUGAUAUUUAUAGAGCGCCGUCAAAUUCCGCAGCACUUUACAAUGGGUGGACGAACAGACAUGUAGUUGUAACCAGACAAGUUGGACACACAGGAACAGAGAGGUUGAGGGCCCUGCUCAAUGAGCUUACAUGCUAGAGGGAGUGGGGUAAAAUGACACAAAAAGGUAAGGAUAGUAUUGAAAUUGAAAGCCAGGUAUCCGAUCCCCCAAGAUGAAACCGGCUGCUCAGAAGUGGGAAUACAAUGCGAUGCUAGCUGAUCUCCUUCAGUGCACUUACAAAGGCUCGUGGGAUCCCUUCCAAGCGUAUAAUAGGACAAGCCAGGAUUCAUGGAACCAUGCACAAGCAAUGGAAUGCUCAGCGCUUCUGUAUUGUAUUCUGUGUGCCUUGAGCAAGCUUCCCACUCUCCCUAAGUAAUGCUUUCAGUCUGCACUUUCAUGCUUUUUAAAAUGUGUCUGCAAAGUUCAGAUUCACUGUCCAUAUACAUACUUGAAAUACUGGGAAUCUGAUGCCACCAUUUCCUUCUAUAGAAUCUGUAUACCAAAAACAUUACACAGUUGAAAAAACCAGAACACCCAAAGGAUAAAUUGCAUUACUAUACCUCUAAACAGCAUGCCUCGUUAUUGUUCUUUAUACGUAGAGAGAAAUUCGACAUAUAUUUGAUCAUACACACACAGAGCCUUGGAUAAGUAUUCCCCCUCUGUGGACAUAUCUGCACGUUAUAUUGCUGCAUCCUUGAAUUAAAAUAUUUCAUCAUUGGAUUUACAGUGAACAAGUUGUUAAAGAAAAAAAACUAAACACUUGUUUACUGCCUAGCUAUUCACCUCAAGUUUUUAUUGAAACCAUGAUGCACUCCGAUGCAUUGGUUGGUUUUGAAAGUCACAAAAUUAGGGUACACCUGUGUGCAGUGAAAGUGUUACAUGAUCUCUAAUUAAAUACACCUGCUUCUGAAAGGCUUCACAGGUCAUUCAAGAGCAAACUGCAUCCAUAAUUCCUGGAUUAAGGUCUGGAGAAGCUCUAAUCAGAAUUUGGUAAAAGCCCCACACAUCCCUUCUUUGGCCUUCAAUUUGAAAUUCACUUUGAAUUCUCAACAAAUCUCGCCUUAGUGAAUAACCAUGACCGUUAAAUACAUUAUUAACCCAGCCACAAAUCUGCCUAGAAAAAGCUGUCCUUGAAGACUCGGUGACUGGUUAAGGAGGGCAUGGUGACUCUGAAUGCACCCCGCAUCCGUAAUAGAAGACACAUCCAUAAGUAUGCCUCCCAACCAUCCCAAUUUUCGGGUCUUCUACAUUUCCGACUUUGUUACCUGGUGUCCCCAAAAGGUGUUGAGCAAGCGCAUCAUUAGACAUGCUCGCAUGGCAUGCAGGUCACUAAGACCCUGCUGAGAGUAAUGAAUACGUGCUCCCUGCCCUCAGUGGACCGGUCUAUUUGGAAAUUUAGGAAUAUCUGGCUAUUCUGGUUGGAUCGCACCAGUGAUGCAAUUGGGUUGUAUGCAAUUGCAUCACUGCCCAGUCCUGUUAACCCCCCCUCCCACCGGCAUUUCUCUUUUCGGGAUAACAAUUUGGGUUGUAUGCAUAAGACCACUAUAACCAGGACACUCCACAAAUCUGGGCUACGUAUAAUGACAAGCCACUGCUGAAAGAGUCAGAUAUCAAAUAAUGUUGGGAGUUUGCCAAAAAGCACGAGGAAGAGACUGCAAACUUAGUAGAAGGUUCUCUGCACCGAUCAGACUAAAAUGUUUCUUUUUGGCUUCAUGCAGUGCACAACCAACAAGUCUCACCACCGUGUGAACACCAUGUAGGUGUUAGCAGCAUUGUGUUGUAGGAAUGCUUUUCAUUGCAGUGAGUGGAAAUUCUGGAGAAAGUUAUUUUUCAGAAAUAUAAGGAUGGGGCAGACGUUCACCUUCCAGGAGGAAACUGUUCAAAGGCAAAAAUAAUCACUGUUGAGUAGGUGUAGACCAAAUGAAAACAUGCAUGCAUUUAAUUAUGCAAUUAAAAAAAAAAAAAAAAAUUGGGGGUAUAUCUAAAAAUGAGUUGCAAAAGCUGCAGUUGACUUUCUGUGGCUGUCCAAUCAGACUUUCCAAUGUAGCUCAAUGAGAAGUCUUUGCAAGCCAGGUAUUCUGGGCAAUUGCUGCUUCUUAAAGGACCACUAUAGUCACCCAGACCACUUCAGCUCAAUGAAGUGGUCUGGGUGCCAGUUCCCCCAGGUCUUAACCCUGCAGCUUCAGAGAAACUAUGUGUACAUUACAGAGUUAAUCCAGCCUCUAGUGGCUGUAAAGACAGCCGCUAGAGGCGCUUCCCCGACGCUCAAUGUGAAAAUCGCAUUGAGCACGCAGAACGUCCAUAGGAAAGCGUUGAGAAAUGCUUUCCUAUGGGUGUUUUUAAUGGGUGCGUGGCUCUGCCCGCGCAUGUGCAUUCGGCUCCACUCGGGAGCUGACUUUGAAGGGGGAAGAGAGGUCAACAGCGCCGAGGGAGCCCGGCGCUGGAUAAAGGUAAGUGGCUGAAGGUUUUUUUUGGAGGGGGGACCUAAGGAUUAUAUAGUGUCAGGAAAACUAGUUUAGCGCUACUGAGCUUAUCAAACCAGGAAGUAACCAGAUCAGUUGUCUGACAGCCAAGAGGGCAUUACAAGAUUAAUUUAGAAAAAUGCCAAUUUCUAUUGAAAUCUGCACUUCUUGUAAAAUGAAAAAAAAGAGUGCACAAUCCUCACACACCAAGCACUUCAGGAGUGUCCAUUUAAAACUAAGAAUAUGAAUGUUUUAGAAAUACCCAGUCAAAGUUAACUUUUUUUUUAAAUUCUUUAUUUUGGUGUGCAGGUGGUCACAAUAGAUUGACAGAUGCCAAAACAGCGUAUUUCAAGUUGCAUACAAGUUAGACAGUGGCAUGAUAAUUUGCACAAUUUUUAUAUUUAACGUGCUUAACGAGACAGUUAUUUUGUCGGAGUAGGGUUAGGUGAAAUAAAAUAAAACAUAAACGCAAAUACAGAUAUUGGAUGCUUAACAUUGCUAGUUCACCUAUGCUAUAGUAGUUGUAGUAUGGACACAUUUUAAAUCAGGGCUGUAUCUGGUUAUGUAAUACUGUAUAGAUUCACUGAAAACCUAAAUAUAACUCACUAAUCUUUUAACGAAAACGCUAGGUCAACGCUUCUAAUAAAUGAUAGCAGUAGUAGAUAUCAUCAUAAGAAGUAUCAGUGGGUGAGCGAAACAAUGAGGUGUAGUAAACAUGCUAUGGUGACUGACUUAGUUGUCGGCUCCACCAAAUGUGACAGCAAGUGUGAGUAUGCGCGGCGACAUAUACUUAAGCUGUUGCUACACUUUUCAGUUCACGACUCUAGAGAACUAUAGCAUGGUCAUGUGAGGUCUGUUAGUUAUAUCAAAGUGUGUAAGCCACCAAAGCUGCAGCUACGCGUAGGUUGUAAUCAGUGUGUUAUAUGUGUGCAUCAGUAGCUUGAUGUGUGUGUUGCGAGCCUUUCCUGUAGUGAACAUGCAGGCUUGGUGUGGUCUAUUAUAGUAAGGUUGAAAGCACAGCAGGGCAAUUCAUGAAAAUACAGUAAAUGUAUAUAGUAGAGGGUGCUUGUCUGUAUAAAGGGUCUUCCUCAUGGGGCCCCUUGUGAUAGGCGUGGGAGUCUGGUUGGCGUUUGCCUGUGAGUAUAACUGGUGCCUCACAUGUGGUUAGUCCAGGUGUCCGUCAGCCAAUGCCUUUCAGGGGCAUGUUAGAGUCCCACGCGGCGCAGCCGGUCAGCCUGCCCAAUUUCGUGAGUCCCAGCGAUGAAGUGCCUGGCUGGUAUGUCAGCCGUUGGAGAGCUUCCAGCUUGUCGUUUUGUGUUGCCGUCUGACUGUGGGUCCUCCAGCCUGAUUCAUGGUUGCGUCUCUGCUUGGAACGGUCCAGGCGGGCCCUCGGCCCAGAAGAGUGGUGGGAGGCUGGCAAGGCUGUGGGCUGUAUAGCGGUGGUACCUGGAGGGGUGAGUACCCAUUGUGCUUGUGUUCCAUCAGUUACUGCGGGUGUUCCACUGGUUCAUGGCUUGGGUUUGAGUGGCUGUGCUUUGCGAGCUGCUCUCAGCCGGUGUGCUGGGUAUUUUCCACCUCGCGGCCAUUUUGGGCUCUUCAUCCGUGCCAGGAUUGCAGGUGUCCGUCGUCUGUUUAGUCGCUUGUUUGGUGGUGCCGGUGAAUGUGAGUGCUUGUUUGGAUGCUGUUGAGCCUGGAACUGCAGCCUCUCUUCCAGUUUACUCCAGAAUGUUGUGAAGGCACUGUCCAGUCUGACCUCUAUGUCCGCCCAUAUUGCUGUAGUGUCUGGGUUCCUCGUGGCGUCUGCCAUGUUGGCUGGGUCGGCAGAGGUGCUCUUAGUUAUAGCCCCUCUGUUCCUCGUGUGGUGUGGGUCAGAGUAUUCCCCCAGGGUUAGACCGGGAUUACUCCCACCGGUCCAGAGGGGGGGGGUUGCAGGGUACCUGCUCUACAUAAUGUGCCGCUUAGGGCUGGGAGGUCGGCCGUCUCUCCCGCCUGGUGGUCAGCGGGCCGCAUGGCUCCACGUGUGCCGCUCGUUGACUUCGGUGCAGCUUCUGUCCUCGGUAGUUUCUCGUUGCUCCGUGCUAAGGUAGGUGAGGCUUUAGCUGGGUUUUGUCUCGGGUUAAUUUUGGCUAAAAGUCUCUUUUUCGGCAAUGAUAAUGAGGAGCUCAUGCAAGAUGCGUCUUUGCUGCUUGGCGGUCAGGCCCCGCCCCCCCAAAGUUAACUUCCUAAUUUAACAAACCUUGUGUAGAAUACUUCUUGGAAAGAUUGAGCAUACAUUUUAGGAUCCGGUAUAUGUCAUACAUCAGAUUACAGACAGGGUAAAAAAAUCAUGCCAUUUUCUUUGACCAUUUUAGGUAUACUGUAAAAUAAAUUGCAGCUAUAAAAGAAAAAAUAGUUUGUACCAAGUUUCACAUUUAAUACCUAUAGUCUACAGUUUUAACUGUACGAACUAUGUAACUUCUGUUAUCACCAGUAACGUGAGACACAAGUACCGUACAUAUGUUCUUGGGUAAUUGUAAACAUGAAAUUUCUAUCUCCUUCAACCAACUCGGACCUUGGUUGUCUAGAGCCUAUGUAGCUGGCGAGGACCUCCUAGUUGUGCAUUUAAAUUGACUAAAUAUUGUAUAUUAUCAGCAAAACCUACUUUACUGAGUUGUGUACUGUGAUAUGUGCCAGUGGGGACUAGCUAUUGCCAGAUAGACUUGUUCAAAAAUUAAUUCUGGCUGGUGUUUAUCUCAAUUAAAAUCCUUUUAUGAAUCCACAGCUGGAUGAAUCGAUUUACUUGAGGUUUAACUGUGGAUUCUUAUUUAAUGAAUAAUACUUCACAGGUAAAUCACUGGCAAAUCUAUUCAUUCAGGCGUAGUGUGACAAACUCCCCAGUCCUCGUGAGUUUGCCACAAAUUCCUGGAGGAGCUAGCUUGCCCACCGAUUAUGGGCCAGGUCAGCGACCAUAAAGACCCAUAUUUUAUUCCCCCUGGUCUGGCACUUUCCAUUUAUGCGCAUAUAACUAAACGAUCGCUCCCUGGCGGCCAUUCGCAUGGACCAAAACUGCAAAUACACUUCAGGGAGACUUAGCAGCUAUUCCAUGGAACUAUUUUCAGCAUGACAACUUCACGGUUCCCGGUCUGUCCCCAGCGGCACUUAGCCGUGAUGCUAUGGAACUAUUUUCGGCUAGGGGAUCAUGCGUGCGGUCAGUCAAAUUAUGACUUCCAGGAUAUUCCUGAACCAAUCUGGGUGAUUUUCUGGAUAUGUUGGUCACCCAGACCCAGAUGUAACUUUUGUGGGGUUUUAUGUAUUUUAAAGGUGGAUUUGGGAAAUGUGUUUUUUUUUGUGCUUGGAGAUAAUUGAGUUUAAUACAGUGCUUGACUCCAUUAUCUCCUAGGCACAUGGGAGGGAUUAUCUUGUUUUUUUAUGAGUGUCCUGGACCUGGGAGCCAAUGUAGUCGUGUGUAUGUUUUUAAUGUAAUCUACUCUCAGGUCCAGGGGGGAGUGCCCCUUGCAUGUGGACCUGCAUAUAAGGCCAGUUGUGGCUGCCAUUAAACGUAUUCCAGCUUGUACUCCCAGAACUAUGUUGUCUGGUUACUGGGAGGGGAAAGGGCUAAUCACUAUUCCAUCAUGGAGGAUUCAAGAGGGAAAGUCCUUGUAAGGACUAGAGCUCCCAGGACUGAGCGUCGUCCAGUGCAUGGGGUGUCUAAAACGAAUUCCCGAUUUGGCUCCAGGAGGGAGCGCUUCCAGGACCCCAGUCAAGCCACGGUGACUGUGGGCAGAAGUUUGUCCCCUGUUCCAGCUAGGAAGAGGUCCUUGGCGGAGGUAGCCAACCAGGGGUGCAGGGAGCUCUGUUACACAUAGAUUAAAAGUACUUUUUUACUGAUGAACCAGCCAAAGCAAAUUUUGUAUAAGUCUAUUGGUGGACUAAAACUCUGUUGGACUUCUGCCUAUCUUCGGUGGUGGUGCACCUUGUGGUAGUGUUCUUUUAUCUGUUACAUUGUAAAAGGGGAAGGUGAUGCUGCUGGGCGUUGGUUAAGCAAAAUUCGAAUUGUUUCCCCCAUUCUUGCUGAUUUACUCUAUCAAAGUACGUAGGGUCCUUGAGAUGCGAGUCAUAUCACUUUGUUUCGGCUAUCUUUUAUCAAAUUUCCAUAAGGAAUAUUUAAUAUAUUACAAGAGUAAGUUCCAAGGGAUACUGUGACCCAUUAAAUGUACAGGUUUAUAGGAACAUAAGGUUCUGUACCAUUUGAAUCCAUCCUUGUCCACUUUUCUUUCCAUAUUUAAUAGUUAGGUUUUCACACCCGGUUCAAGUACACACUUUAAAGUAACAGGAAAGGAGACUGGGUAUUCCAGGCAUGUCUCUACUUAACUAUCCAAUUUCUCUCUUACUCAUCACAGUUUACUUCAUGGUUUGGGGAAGUAGCGGCCCAGUCACUAGUCAUAGUGCGGUUGUACCAAGAGAUCUGGACCCUUGGCUGCACAGCCAUUUCUUCCCUGAUCCCUAGUCACACUUAGUCUGCUAUUCACAUAGUGAUGAAAUAUUACUCUGAACUCCAAAAUCUUUUACCUGUAGUACAUUCUGCCGUAGUUAGCAGGUAACAGAAAUCUGGAACACAGUUCUUCUGACUUCACCCGGAACUUAGUGGAAGUUACUUGGUUACCUACACAACCCAGUGCAUAUCUUAUUGCCCACUUUACAAGGUACUUUAUAAGCUUCAAAUUAUAUAGGUCUCUGCAGUGUAAUUUUACACAUUCUAAAUUUACCCAGUAGAAUGUUGCUUGAAUUCCACAUUCUAUUAGUCCCAUGUCCUUCUCCCUGUCAUUCUGCUUUCUCUACAAAGUCUGUCAGUUGGAUUCUUUGUACAAGUAUUGACAUACACAGCAACUGAAAGGCUAUUUGUUUAAUUUUGUUCAGUACUUGUACAUCCCAAUUGUCCCUUUUGUCAAUAAUGACAGCCACUGACAGAUUUGUACUAAUCGUUGUAAAAACAUUGGGUUUUAAUAGAUUUUUGGGGUUGGUAGACAUUGUAAAAUGUGUUUCUCUGGAUUGUUUCGGAACACAUUAAAGUAAGUUUGUUUGUCUCCUUCCUCCAUCAACCCCAUCUCUGCUAUUUUGGUAUAAUUUAUGCAACUAAAAAAAAAAAUAAAAAAAAAAUAAGACCUACAAAAAAUGUUUUCUAUCAUUUUUUCCCCCUUUUUCAUUUCUUCUUUCUUUCUCAACAGGCACUUCAAGAGGGACCAACCAACAAGAAAGAAGAAUAGAACCAUACGGAAAUGCCCAGAAAUGUCCCUUCCCCACGCAUUUGAUUCUUUUAAAAGCUGUCCUAUGUUUUCAGGGGUGGAGUAUGAGUUUAUCAUACAUGACAGCAAUUCAUUCUGGUUACUCGCAGAACCAUACUGUUAUUUUUUUUUUUUUUUUUUUUUAAAGCGAUAGCACUGCAAUCCUCUGCUCGCUUAUAAUGUUAACAGAGUUUCUAUAUUCAUGUUAUUCUGCAUGUAGUCCGUUCAGUGUUCAGCUUUACCGAAGCUCAGAAAAUCAAAUGCUAUCUCUGCGGCGGCGUGCUCUGAAUAACGCUCCCUCUUUUUAUUAUUGAGGUCAAAAAAGGUUAGAGACAAAAACAAAGACACAAUGCAUUGUAGAUACAAUGUGCGGUUUUAGUUGAUGGAUCUUUCUUGGUAGAGAAACAGUUAAAAGAGCCAUGCUAGUCCAUUUCAGUUAAUUUGUCCUCUGCAUAUCUGUUCUCCAUAUCUGUAAGUCUGAUACUUUGCACUGUUUACCACGCUGACUCCAGUUGUCUAAUUAAAUCGGUGAUUAUUAUAUGUAAUAAAACUACGUUAAGACAUUCAUGCCAUUUGCUUUUUGCAAGGUCGCAAGUAACUAAGGUGAACAUUUACACGUAUCGUCAAAUAGAGAUGUGGACUAUGGUUGGUAACUUUCCACAGUGAAUGUGUCUGGAUUUGCUAAAUUGCCAUUAAAGAAUAUUAAUGCAUAAGAAAGUCAGCACGUUGGGUAUGGAUAAACGUUUGUUUAAAACAAAACCACACAACAUAUGUUUUAGGGACGGUGUGUGUGUUUUUGUAUAGCAUAAGUCAUACAUGGUCUAAUUGGCCUGCUACAUAAUGGUAAUGAUGAGAAUAAUCCAACAUUAAGCAUCUUUAUAGGUAUUUGAAUAGGGUUAUAAAUUAUACACACAUCACAUGGUCCACUGGGCUAAGCAUGGUUUGCAUUCUAUACUGGACAGGUGUUCUCCAAUAAUAUUUCCAAUAUUAUUUCCUUUGUGGGGAAAAAAUCUGUGCAUUAUUUCCUGUAAUGCACAUAUUGUGUGUCACCUCACCUAAUCUCAGGCAUAGUUACAACAUGCAUGUUUCAGUCUGCCUUUGAUUAGUGGGAGUUGACACUCGCAUACAGUCGCUGCUAUAUACAACUACAAACAUUUUAAUGUAACCCUCGCCCCAUGCUGAAUUAGAGUUGUCAGCUUGUAAAUAGGAACUGGGUCUGGAAAUGUAACUUCCCAGCCCGGGAAUAGAACUGCCACUGAUCUCUGGUAGACCAAGACUUGUAUGUCCUGGGGCUGCUCUGAAAUUAAAGGAGAUUUAAUCCUAAAUACAGUUCACCAUUAUGUUAUCUAUAUAUUGUAUGUGGUAUUUUUUUCACGUUGUUUUGAUAACUAAAUGCGUCUACUCAUUGAAUAUUUGAAAAUGGGAAGAAUAUUUCUAUUAAAACGUGUAGAUUACUUAAAGGUUAAUAUGCCUCCACAAACUUCUAGGGUAAAGGCUAUACUUUCUGUUGUUUAGCAAAGUAGACUUAAAAAGUAAGCUUCCAAAACCAAUCUAGACCUUUCGGAUGCAGUCUCCAUCUGAAGAUAUCCCAAUGUUAUCACCGUCGCUUGUUUGCGAUGUUUCUGCUGCUUGUGCUGUAUAAAUGUUUACAUGCUUUAAUGGCUGCUCACACAAAGAUAUGUUAUGAGAUGUAAAGAACUAAAAAUUGGCAUUUAUCAAGGCUUGUUCCAGAUACAGGCCUCUUUAAAGUCCUGAUUUUGAGGACCUGUUCCACCAUCCUGUUUUUUUCCCUGAUGUCCAUCAUCUGGGGACACUAGAGAAGUGUCCCUGGGCAGCACAUCGCAAGUGCGUCAGUUGCAUUCUACAGCGGGCACUAGGACUAUGCAGGGAGCACUUCAGCAGCUCUCACUGCAUAGUCCUCAAGCCUGGAGGUUGGCCAUGGAGUCUCAGUGGGCAGACCUACACGUUAUGGAUAUAGCUAAUGACGUGGGUUUUCUUAUUUGUGAUGUCUCCUCACUGUUCCCUCCACCUCUUUCCGAUUCUCUCCUCCAGAUCGUUGGAAAGUAUGCGCAUAUGGAACACCAAGCAAAUGACCACAAACUACUUAACAUGAAAGCAUCACAAGAUAUGCUGUGCGGAGUAACCUCAUGGGUAUCAGCCAAGGCUCAGAACAUUUUACAAACGCUAGUUUGCCCCGAAUGAAGAUGGCCAGACAGUCAGGACACAGGCUGUCUGUCAUGACAUGCGCUCUCUGUGUCUCUCGUAUAAAAUAUCUCUCAUAUAAAUUUAUUCAUUUUCUGCAUAGAGACCUAAGAUUCAGGCAAUUGCGCAUCUAAGUUUCCAAUUCUGUCACAUCUUAAUGGAUGCAUGGGUUAAACAUAUUAAAGGGGAGCUAUUACAUCCCAGGAUUUUUAAUACUAGGUUUACUUAUCCCUAUAUUUUGCAAAUAUGUAUUUGCGAGGUGUGAGAAAAUAAAAUAAAAUUUGAAACACACACCUCGUUGUCCUGCAACUGGGUGCCUCCAUCUUAACGUCUGUACUUGCCAGUCAGCUUGGAGAAAGCACACAGAGAGAAGGAGAGGUUAAACCGUUUGUUUUCAUUUCUCCUUUUAUUGGCAAUGUAGGCUCUGGUUUUUCCUUGUCUGAACUGGAUUAUGAUGUAAUUUGCUAAAUUUUGAAUAAGAAUUUAAAAUAAAAGCUGCGCCCUUUAUGAAAAAAGUUAACACAAUAUGAUUUUCAAUGGUUUUAAUUCCAGAGACAUGACUGUUUCCCUUUUAAUUUAUUUUAAAUUUGACUUUCAACCCACUCAAUUGCAUUUUAUCUUAUGUAGCUGCCCCAUAUGAUCUUUACAUAUCCAGAAACCCACGUCUUCUAUUUUUUUGUAAAGAUUAACAAAGCCGCUGAUUUAGUGUUGACCCUCUAAGGACACUGUGUGGGAGGAAGUUCUUAAAUAAAAUGCAGACUUUGAAGAAAAAAAACACAUACAUUUCAUUAAUAGAUAUCUAGAAAUUACUGUAAGAAUUUCAUAGAAUGAUAUGAAAUGUAUAUUGCUUUUUUCUCUUUACAGCCGGUUCUUGAUUUCCAGUUCAUAGCGGGAUUAUAACUGGCCUAUUUUAAUUAGUCAAAAGUUCUCAAAUAUUCAGGUCUACCUACUAUAUUGCCAAAUUAGGUAAAUUUUGGAAUAUUUCACCCUUUAGUGGUCUAAUUUGUAGCAAAGUAUAAAAGUGUUAACGUUUCCUUUCAUUGUUCGGGUCAUCCUAAUCUACAGAAUAGUUUUGUAUACCAAAAAAAUAUAUUCCUCAUAAGUUUACAGUAAUAUCGAUUAUUAGAUAUUUGAUAUGGAACCAGUUUGUUGUAAGUAGUAAAUCUUAUCAUUCCGGGAAAGUAGGAGUUUUUUUUAUAUAGUUAAUAAGUCCAGGACAGCUGUUCUAAUGAGAUAUGUAGUACCAGGUACGCAAGUACACAUGAUAUCCAAUAAAUAGUUUAAGUAGCUCAAACUUGUGGCGUCUCCUAAUUCGCCCCAUGCAUUUUUAAGUUUCUGACAUUUAAUAUGCAGUUAGGGAGGAAUUGAGAUAUCAACUGGUCUCUGCCGAACUUUCCACCAUCUUCAGAUCGUUAUUUGGUUUUUACUCGUUCGUUGAAUUUGCUGUGUGGCUUGUGUAAAUUAUGUAUUCCUUGCUAACGGGUUGAAGACAAGAAUGUAUCCGCUUUAUGGUGGGCAAUAAAAUUUGCUUUUGAUAAUUAGUCACUGAUUUGUCAUUUUAGUUUAUCUUUUCAUUGAACUAAGCUUUUAGGUAUUUUCCAGUCAUUAUUAAUAAUAGUAAUCAAGAGUAGUAGGGCAGUAUGACUAAAAUCCACAUGAAAAUCAGUUUCACACCACUGAUAAGAAAGAAAAGGGAAAGAAAAACUACCAUUAUAAUCCCUACAUCAUCCCCCAUCCCAACUUCAUCCAUGAUAUGCUGUAGGUCACUGCCAUUUUCUACUUAGACUGAACCAAGAUGUCUUUAAACAAAGACUGGGAUACUUAGUGUUUCUUCUGCACUUGUUUUCCUCCAAUUCCUCCUUCAUCGUCUGAUGCCAGUCUGGUGAACAACUUCCAAUAUAUUGCUUGGUACUCCCCUAUAACCCCUAAGGAACAUCACACCAAUUCGACGAGGUGAGACCAAUUAUUCACUGGAAGAUGUAUUGGAGCCUGAAUAAUUUCUUUAUUGAUUUAUUUAUCAAUGAAAAGCUUUUUCAUUUUUUGGGGGAAGGGGCGACCACCACACAAAGUUUGAAUUAUUUUUUUAUACUUUUUAACCCCUUAAGGACACAACUUCUGGAAUAAAAGGGAAUCAUGACGUAAUAUUUCCGUCAUGUGUCCUUAAGGGGUUAAAGUCUGUUAUAACACACAAACUGUGGUGGUAUUCCUUUAACUGCAUGGUUGGAAAACGUUCAGAUGUGUAGACUAAUAUCUUUGCACUCUGAGAUCCCAAAAGUGAGAAUUCUCAAAUAACAUUUAUACUCUCGUAGUUGAGGAUUAAACUGAAUAUCGUUGAAUAUCACCCACUGGUGUGCAUCUCACAGGGAAACACACUCCCAAUAUAGUUAUCCAGCAAUACCUAGGCAAGGAAAUCACCCACCAAAGGAUAUAAUCGUUAUCUGGUAAGGUCUACCCAUUGGAAUGAUUCUUGGUUAACAAACAAAGAAUAUGUUCAACACAAGCCUAUUGUGAUUACUCAAAGAAUCUCCUUUAUGUAAUUAAGUGUUUUAACAACCCAUGCUAAUGAUUUUUUUUUGUUGCCCCUACCCAAGAUCCCAGUUUUACGAUGGCAACCACUCAAGAUGACAAUUCUCAGUUGCCACUUACCCUAGAUGUUUAAAUACCUAUUACAAAUGCAAUCAAAUAAUUACAGAUAAUAUGUUCUAACCUAGAUCUAAGUAAACCUAGUUUUGAAACUGAGCUUGAUUGGCAUCCAAAGAAUUAGGUUCAUGCUCAAUGGAAAAUGUAUUGGCUGCGAAUAAGAAAAAUUACUGGGGGCGUGUUUUGGCCGUCAACCCUAAUGGCCGUGUGAGCCGAGUGCUCCCGUCCACCCGCACUAUAAAUAACACAUACCAGCAGCAACGCGACCCUAAACCGCUGCCGAGUCACCUCACCAUGUCUGGUACUGGCUCCAGAGCUAAACUGCUGUGCAAGAAGAAGGGAGAGAGAGGGGGGAUCCUGCAAUGCCGUGAUGGAUCUGUUUGUGGCCUCCCGCGCACUUUAGACCUCGCAAGAUGGCCGCCACACCAGCCCACAUGGCUCACAGUCCCCUGCAUCCGCGGCAGAAAGUGAAGCACAGGACAGCCCUGGCGAAACCUCCCAGAUCCUACAGAAACUCUUGGAGGUGAAAAAUUAUCUGUCUGGGGAAAUUGCCCACAGCUCCAGGGAAGUAAAAGUUGAAAUCCAAGCUUUAGAUGCACGCACCUCUGACCUGGAACACUGCAUGGAAAUGGUGGUGAGAGCACAGAACACAGCAGUGACACAUGUUAACUACAUGGCCCAGCAACUGGAUAUUUUCAUGCAAGGCUGUGACCUUUCAAACCGUUCCAUGCUCAAUAAUCUGCACAUAAGAGGCCUCCCGGAAUCUCCCAAUGAAGGGCCUAUAGCAGUGAAGCUUGAAGAUUUCUUCAAAGAACUACUACCCGACAUACCGUAGUAGAAAUGGCAGAUUGACCGAGCCCACAGAUCUCUGCGUGCCAAAAGAAUGGAAGGAGCAGUACCCAGCGACGUUAUUCUCUGCUUCCACUAAGGAAGCCAUAGUGACAAAUAGCAGACAGAACGUCCUGCAGUGGGGCAGGGACCCCGCACCAUUCCUCUAGGAAUGUCCUGCAGCGGGGCAGGGACCCCGCACCAUUCCUCUAGGAACUACCCAUAGGUGUUCUGUCCGAAUUUAGAAUGCCUCAACCUGUUUGCCCUCUACUCACCUCUCUCCCCAGCGAGUGUCAUGAAGUUCCAGGCAGUGCUGAAAACCACACCUGAAGACACCAUACCAGUACUCCACGAGCCUUAACACGAUGGACUCCACACCUCACUGACUGAACUCUCACUUCCACACUGGUCCAGCUAAGUACUGAGAGGGAAUAGGGACUAUUGAGCUGGGAGCUCUGGGGAGAGAUGUGGAAGACACCUUAUUAUGCCACCUAUUACUACACCAACAGCCUGACUGACAACUCACACAAUUUUAUAUUGAGUUGCACUGUAUAUUAUAUAUUUUUGAUCAUAUAUAAUUUGUUCAACCCACAACUGUAGUCUCAGUCACUCUAGCAGAAACGGCUAUGCACCUGCUGCUUGGGCGGGUUCCUUUAAGCCCAUCCCAAAUUUAGCCCACUCAGGGUACACACCCUUACACAUCCCUAUGGAUACACCAACAUUACUACAUUGCCCAGGCACCUACAACAAAAUGGGAAGGUAAGUAGCUGGGGAGAGAGGCCACAUCCCCAACAAAAGGGGGGGGGGGAGAAAAAGGAAUACAAACCCUGUAUCAGGCUGACAUCUGGGACCCUGAGGAGUGAGGGGUCGGCGAGAGGUGAGGGGCAGGUCACCACUGUCCGUUUGCAGGGAUACCCAUGCCUCGCCCUGCGGCGUUCAUGGAUACACCUCACACCAACAUUUGCGCCACCUUCCAAGGUCACAGGCGGUACCUAUCUCCACCAUCCUACGGGAUAGUCCCCACGAGAUCACUCCUUUUCUACUAAACUCAUACUGAAAUGGUGACGUGUUAUAUAACUAUGUUGCGGGUCGUGCGCACUGUAGCACAGCGGAUUGGGGAUGGGAGUCACCACCCUGUAGUGAGAACAAUAAGAUUCGGAUCGGGGGAGGCUUGCACCCCCAGACUGCUCUGGCAAUCCGUAAGACCAGACUGUUCGUUUUCAUUGUUUAUACACCUCUGUUCUGAGGUCAUGUAUUUUCUGUUAUGUUAUGUUUUCGUUUUUCUUUUUUGGUAUCUCCCCACGGCACGGGGAACGUUCCGGUUUCUUGUACACUUGCCCUAUACAAAUGCAACAACUCAAUUCCACACCCCCCACCCGACUCUACACCUCCGAACUGCACUGCUCUUGCGGGAGUUGAAAGCAAAAAGGGCUGAUCUUACUCUAAUCCAGGAAACACACCUCCCCAGGUCGGCAAUGGUCAGGUUGACCAAUAGCCAGUACACCAAGGCCUUUGAGGCCAGGGUACUAUGUAAGCAUGCAGGCGUAACAAUCCUCACUCACCUGCCCCUUUCAAGUUUCGGGUUCUGUGGCAGACCCUGAGGGUCGGUAUAUUUCCAUAUCGGUUACCCUACAUAACACUAAAAUCCACAUCACUAAAGUAUAUGCUCCCAACAAACCUGAUCCCCAAUACUGGAACUCACUCACGACAAUGGCUGGGCAGAGGGGGGAGGCAUACUUGUAAUAGGAGGGGAUUUCAAUGCAGUGCCGUGUCCAGCAGUUGAUAGGAGCACAAAACCUGGAAUGGUUCGGUCCUAUGGGAGGGGGUCACAGGACAAACUAUUUCAUGAGUUUCUUGCCAACACCAACCUUCUAGACUCCAGCACCCUAGCACCCGGGAUUUUGUAUUCUACACCACACCGCAUGGUACAUACCCCAGGAUCGACAACAUCCUUCUCAAUGGGACGGGUAUGGCAAAACCUGCGCACUCUGCCAUAAAUAGCAUAAUCUAGUCUGACCAUGCAGACAUCGAGAUCAUACUUGACAGACACAAGUACUCCUCUAAUUGGACAUCGAAACCAAACACUAGCCUUCUCAAUUACUUAUUUAAGGCCACCAGCACAAUCAUAUCAGAAUACUUUACUCACAUCAUCUCUACAGGCGUAGACCCAGUAGCCAUUUGGGCCGCCCAUAAGUCAGUCCUGAGGGACCACUUCAUCAAGGUAGCUACACACAAAAAGUGACGCACAACCCACCUCCUACUGGAGCUGCAAGCAGCUCUGAGAAAAGCAGAGCAGCAACACAAAGCAAACCCCACAGCAAGCAAACUGACGGAAGUGGGGGGUGGCUCGCUCCAUUCCGUGGUUUCGGUGCUUGUAUUAUGAAAAAUCCAACAAAAUGGAUACAAUGUUAGCCAGAGUGCUGCGUCCUUGGAGUGGAUUUCGACCCAUCACUAAAAUCCGCACAGCAGCGGGGGUCCUAGCAGACACUCCAAACACCAUUAACAAAGUCUUUACAGACUAUUGCUGACACUAUACAACCACUGCCCACAGCCAGAGGGAUCUGCACCUGAUGGUUGUGCAGACCUUCCAACCUACACUUCCAACCUCAGUGUAUCAUUGAAUAGUGUCAUCACAAAAAUAAAGAAUUCAAAUAAAUAAAAUGUAUUGGCUACAAGCUGAUGAUCUCGGAGAAAACUGUUGCCACCAAAAUUGUUCAAUUCCUUUUCACCAACUCUACACGACUCCUGCUAGACAGUGCUAUCUUUUGCUCUAACUUUUACCCACCUGACUGUAACCUCUUAGGGAUAUGUACCAGCAGACUUGGUGGUGUUUAUGGCCUGUUUUCACAAUUUUAGACUUGGUUCAGUUAUGUGUUGGCUCUGUGAGUCACAUAUGAUGAACUGCUACAUCAGUCAUCUUGUGUUUAUUUUUGGGAGUGGAUUCACCCAGGGGUGGAAUAAUAUAACUAUAAACCAAGGUCACGCAGAAUUCUUUGUAAAAAGGUCCUUGGGUCACAAUCUAGUUUUAGCCGAGCUACUCCCCUUACUUUAGAACUAAGAAAUUCAUCAUAUCAAAUUAUUCUGUGUGCGCUCUCCAUUUAUUAACCCAAGUGUUACGUUUGCUCUUUAAACCAGGGUUUGCUAUUGGUGUUUGUAGGUGUGGAUUUAAAAGCAGUGAUUUAAAAUUAGUCCUCCAGCAACACAGAACAGUACCGUUUUGUUGCUAGCUCCGUGGAGAAGUAUUGAGAAAAUAGCAGUCCUUGGCCAUUUUUGAGAAAACCGUUCGAUCUGUCUCCAUCACGUACUCGCUGGCCUUUUUCAAACCAAAUUAUAAUCAUUGGCAGCAAUGAAAUGAAUAUAUAAAAUGUAAUUUUCUGUAUUACGAUUGUUAAUUAUAUGCAUUUUCCUGCAUGGCUAGGUUUAUUACAUUCCUGUAAACCGUUUUUGGAAAAAAGAUUUAAACAUUAAAAAAAAAA
Molecule: messenger RNA, 68369 nt
Organism: Pelobates cultripes (western spadefoot toad)
Lineage: Eukaryota; Metazoa; Chordata; Amphibia; Anura; Pelobatidae
Source: the annotation of a GenBank genome assembly